This is a messenger RNA of Pelobates cultripes (western spadefoot toad), 79682 nucleotides long. The record is from the annotation of a GenBank genome assembly. Lineage: Eukaryota; Metazoa; Chordata; Amphibia; Anura; Pelobatidae.
CCUCCACUGAGUUCUGAGUCUCUUACUCCCUCCCCUGGUCUCUUUCUCACAGUUCCCCUCCCCCUGCUGCAGUCCCACCCUCCAAACACACUCACACAGCCCUUCCUGUCUCCCACCCCCCUCCCUCUGUACAGGGCUGGAGUUUGGUGACAACUGGAGACUAGUGUUGGGACUUUCUCACCCAGUUAGAGAUCUACAUGAUCCCCCCAGACUGAGCCCCCCCACCCCAUGUGCAGAGGACCUGUGUGAGCUUCCGGGGUGCCCUGUGCACAGGCAGGAGGUAAGUGGCUCUGCUUUCAGUGCAAUGGAUUACUUUUCUAUGUAGGCUGGAGUGACCACAAGGAAGAUCCCUGGCUCUUGUAGAACUACAACUCCCAUGAUGCAUUGUCAGAAUUGAAGCUGCAUCAUCGAGGUUAUUGUAGUUCUACAACAACUAGGAGAUGUAAUCUCUUAGCAGAUUUCUCUUGCUCAAUUUUGGGUUAUUGUUUGACCAUACAGCCUUAAUACAUGGAUCCCCUGUGUGAUCUGUAAGUUUUUUCCAUUUCAUUAGCUAAACUAAUGUAGGUGCACAAUAAGUGUUGUAAUCUGAACAGUGAGUGCAAAGUUAUUAAAGUAUAGCAGUCACUAAUGGACUGUUUCUGCUGGCUGUGUUGGUCACCAUAGUGAUUGCUCAACGUUCUAGAACUCUGCACCACUUUUCAGAUGUUGUUAUUAUGGGGAAUCUCCCCUUUGAGCACUAACUCUGGAUUUCGGACAAAAGCAACAUCCCCAGGACAAACCAGAGUAAUUUGUACCUUUCCUGGUUAAACACUUUGUUGUUGUUGUUGUUAUUAAUUGUGCUGGCUGAGAUUGAUGGGACUGGCAAUAAAUCAGGAGGCUCAGUAGGAAGUAUUGCCUCACAGGAGGUGUGGUGUCUGUUUUGUACAAGGCUUUGUGUAUAGUCCUCCCUGUUUACUUUUAGGCUAUAUAAAGAGAUUGUUGUCUUUUUCCCCCAGGUAUAGACCUCCUCCCAGUCUGUAACUUAUUAAUGUGUAAUCAAUAAGUAAACCACUUGGUCUUCUAUGGAGUGGAUGAGAUAAGGGUUUGCUCACUUUCGCUUUUUAUGUUCUCACAUUGACUAUAUUUACCUUAUACUGAUAAUGCCCUUCUGUCACUGACAUGCUGUCCGGCACUGCACUCAAUUUUAUAAUCUCUUACUACUGCCUCUUCCUUAAAUUAAACAAAGUUUUACCCUCCCGACACUGGGCAUCAAACUUUUGUCUUCUGCCAGCUGUGGCACGGGCCAUCAAACCCAAGUUCCAAUUCAACCCUGCUUUUUUUUUUUUUUUUGAGAGGGUAUAUAAUCUUAGGGCAGCGCAAUUCCUAUUACGCUUGUGUUAAGCAGCUGCUCUCCUUAAUUCAGCCAUUCUCCCAUCACUGAUAUGCUGGGAGAACAGCUGGUAAGGCAGAGACGGUGUAAUUCUUUCCAACUAAUAACCCAUGUAAUGUUUGUACCAGGGCGGCAUUAAGACUCGGACUUACAGAUUACUUUGUGUCAUUCGAGACGUGUUGAGGUUUUUUUUUAAAUGCACAUUGGAUGAUGCACAGUGUGACAUCAUCCAAUGUGAGGGAUUUUGAGGCCUGAUCUCCAGCACAACGCUAUAGUAUUAUUAUCCCUCAAUACUUGGUUUAUUGAUAUUUGUCAUAGCGAUACCUAGUAGUUGUGGUUUGAUCAGAAACCUCAAAUAUAUCUAGGAUAUAUCUUGACUGAAUGAAAACAUUACAACGCAGCUUCUCAGGAAAUACAGAAUAUGUGCUUUUGGCAAAUGCGUUUGGAAAGAAGACAAUAUCAGUUUAUCAUAUAUUCAAAAUGAAAAGCAAUGUUUUGGACAGACAGGGUCAGGGCCUGAUGCAUUUAAAAAAACAAAAAAACUUUAUGCCACAAAUUUUGUAAUUCAUGUCAGUAAACCUGAAAAAUGAACUUUGCUGUAAAGCAGUGUUUCCCAAUUAGGGUUCAACGAGAACAAAAUUGGGGUUCCGCGGCGGUUUGCCCGUCGGGUGCCCCAAGCAUUUUUAUGGUGACCCAAUGGGUAUCACUAAACAGGGGUCCGGUCAGGCGCUGUGGGCGUCUAAGACCACGACCGGACCCCUGUUGUAUGGGAUGCUGGGAGGAAGUGACAGCACUUCCCCCCCCAUACAGAACGCAACGGCUGGAGGAAUUGCGGGAGCGCAGCGGGAAAUGAGUAGCUGCCGAUCUGGCACACCAUCCUUAGCCAGCAGCACUGAAGGAAGAAAAAAGGUAAGUUAAACAUAUGUGUAUCUGUGUCAGUUUGUGUAUCUGUGUGUCAAGGUGUGCGUAUAUAUGUGUGUCAGUGUCUGUGUGUGUCAGUGUAUCUGUUAGAGUGUGCGUGCCAGUGUGUGUGUCUGUAUGUCAAGUUGUGUGUAUCUGUGUGUCAGAUAAAUACACUGACACACAGAUACACACACUGGCACAUACAAACACACACAAACCUUGACACACACACCGAAAAAUUAAUUGGGAACUCCUGCUGUAAAGGAUUCUGCACCCGGAAUGAUUGGCAACACUGCUAUGCUGGCACUAGGGCUAAAUAUGCUGACUAGGCAGCGGCCUAUCUACAACGGGUGUCUGCCCUAAGUGCAACUGUGCAUUUGUUUUCCUUUUUAAGAUAUAGUUAUUUUCCUUUUUCACUUUCUAUUUAGUUAUUUGCACAUCGAUGAGUAAGAGCCUUUUUUCCUGAUUUUGUGAGUGCCCUUCAAAUCAAUGAGCAAGCAGCUGAGAACAAGAUUUUUGGGGGUAUCCAUUGGCUCCUGACAAUUCUGUGCCUAUACUUCAGGUAUAAGUCCAGCUCCGACUGGCCCUGACCCUUUUUACCCUCAUUGGUAUUGCCUCUAAAGCUGUCCAUUCUUUGUAGAUCUUGUGACAUAGCCAGUUAUACAGUAUCUUCUUUGAGCUGCCCCUAACACUCUUACUGAUCUUUAGAUUCCGUUGGCACUCCGCCUGACACUCUCUCUUUACUGCUUUCUUUGCACAGAUUCCAAAUCUACCCCUACAUUCCUCUCCACCUGGCAGCACCUCUAAUUCUCUCUCUUCAUUCCUGCCCACUUGGCAGCGUCUCCAACUCUUUCCAUUCGUUUCUCUAAUACUAUCCCUUCAUUCUGGCCCAUUUGGCAUGAUGUCUAACACUAUCCCUUCAUUCCUCUCGACUUGACACUGUUUUUAACUCUUUCAUUUUUUUCCACUCUCUUGGUCCUGCCCUCUAACUCUGUCCCUUUACUAUUAUCUUCUUGGCACAGCCCUUUUGUUUGGGCAUUGGCACCAGGGCUCUGAUCCUAACCAUCAGAGAUUACUCUUAAUGCUGUCAAAGUUGGUCCACAAUGGUGGCAUCAUGUUCCACGUACCUCACUUCCUGAUUAGGAUUAUAGAAACACUCUUUAACACUAUAACUGCCUUCUGUAGUGGUUAUGGUGCCAUGAGUUCCCUAGUGCUGUCCCACUGUCAUAUAAAAAAAACUAAAUUUUAGUACGAUUUAACAACCUACCUGGGAUCCCUCAGGUGCCAUGAGACACACACCCUACAUCCAUGAUCCUCAUGUAGGAGAAUCCAGUUAACUAUACUUGCCUAAGCUUCAUUACGCAGGACUGAGCGCAUUGGCCAAACAAGGCCUGAAUUGGCCAUACUGAACAGUACAGAUAGCUGGCUUCUCCUGGAGGAGAAAACAUGAUGCAGGGGACCCAGAUAAGUUGUCAAAACAAUACUAAAUUGGUUUGAUAGAUUUUAAUGAGAGUACUCCUGGCCCUGUAACCGUAGUGGUUAUGGUGCUUGAGGUUUGUUCUUUUACCUGUUGUCAAGACUGGCCCUGCUUGUGUCUCUUGCUAGCUGUACUUAUCAUUUUGAAUCUGCAGCUUUUCCCUUGUCAGUGUCCUUUUAACUUGUUGCUAAUGCUGCACUCCCCUGUGAUCUGUCACUCAGCUCCAUUGGUCCACUUGUACCGCCUGUAUCACUCACAUCCUCUGUUAAUGCCCCGGCACUUUAACUUUUCUCAUGCCUUCCAUUCCUACCCUUACAUAUGUCUCCUCUCACCUCCUCCCCUCUCUCCUCUCCUCUUCUCAGUCCUUGCAAGUCUGUGAACCCUGUGCCUUCCCCGGUUUCUUCCGGUUCCUUCAAUGUCCCUUGGAACCCAGAGUGUUCCCAGCUGGUUUCCAUUGUCCUAAAUAACUAGACAAUAACAUUAACCCUUUUAUGUAGCUAUCUCUGAAUUGGUGUAUUACAGUUAGUUGUGAAAAUCAGCCUGGUUAGUUAUGUCAUAAAUAAAUAACACUUGAUGAUUAAAACAUCAAGUUAAUCUUCAAUGCUGACACCAAGAGCUAGCAAUCCUAUUACUAAUUUUAUGGGAAUGUUUCAGCACUUUACAUGAGUGUAUUGCAUGAGGAUAUUAACAUAAAACUGUUUUAAUUCCAGUUUCACUAUCUCUCACACCCUUUGUGGUGAAUAUACACAGCGUGCAAACAGGAUGACGGGCUUCGUAAAGGCUCUGUUUGUAUUUCAGCUGCUAGACAGCAUGUGUCGGUGAUGGCUUUGUCAACCCAGAUGUGUCAUACUACAUUUCCCAUGAUUCUCAUCUAGCCUACAUUUAUAGGGCAUGUAGUUCACAAACAUAGAGUGCCAAGUUUGCGGACUAUAUUUAGAAGCAGAAGUGAUUUUUUUACAGUCUGUAAAAUAAACAAUAAAAUAUUUGCCAUCAUCAAUAUUUUGGUACCUUGUCUUAUUGACUCAUAGUAUUUUAUAAAGUCUGCACUGCUAAAUGUAGUCACUAAACUCUGAAUGGUAGUGAAUUGAAAUCCAGUUUGCAAAAUUUAAAGGGUUCUCCAAACACCAUAACCACUACAAGUGCUGUAGUGGUUAUGAUUCUAAGACCCUGGUCGGUUUUGGCCCCCCCCCUUACCUGGGUUUGCCAUGUGUUGGGGCGUGAGCUGACAGCUCUCAGCGAAACAAUGCGACCGUGCAUAGAAAUAUGCAUGUAAUUGACUUUAGCCAGCCUUGAACUCUGGCUGGCUAAUUAUGCCUUAAUGACGCAGCCCCAGUUGUAGUUGCACCUCUGGCAGCAAAGGAGUUAAACUCUAAAUGUGCAGUGUAGAGCAACUCUGCACAUUCAGACUCUAGGCACAUUCAGACUCUAGGCACCAUGACUACUUCAAAUCAGGCGAUGAGUUGAAGAAUUUCUUAAAAUGAACUGUUUGCCUGAAUCUGGCUAUUUGGAUUUCUUAUCGCUAUAGUUCUGAGUUUAGCGAAUAAACGUGACUAGUGUUAUAUUCACAGAUCAUGCCUAGUGUAUUGUAAACCUCUGUACUUCGUCAUCCAUUCACCUCCAGCGUAAGUUUGUAGGUAGGCAUAAAUUAGCUUUUCAAUAAAAAUCUGUAUUUAGUCAGUUUGACAUUAACUGUUAACACUAUAUCCCACGUCUUCAGAAAGAGAUGCCAAUAGCCUGAUUUUGCUAAUUGAGCCUUGAACUUGCUGUAAGUAGGCCUUGUUUUUCGGUUCUGCUCUGGCGGUAUUUGCGAAAUACAGAUAUGACUUGGCCCUGUUUUAUGUAUGUCUUUUAUGUUUAUAGUCUUCACCUUGGAUGCUUACACCAGCAGUUUGAAGCAUCUAAAGCUCUCCUGAAACUCAAGUGUUUUUCUGCUUGAAAAAUAGCAUAUUGUGACUUGCACUAUAAAAAGAGCUGUGGGGCUACUUCCUAUUCUCACUGAAAAGGUUUGUCGUUUCCUGGGCAUUAUAACUAGCAGCUUGACAGCGAGACAUUGUGAAAUCUGUGACUCUUUUUUUCUUUUUUGGUUAGUUUCUUCAAAAGUCUGCUUGCUUAACCCAUUUUUAACCAGAGGUUUAGAUGCCUGGCCUAGGCGGUGGUUUUGAAAGAGUUACAGCAUAAUAGCAGUUGUUAAGCUCCGUUUUAGAGACAGUCUGGUCUGUCUGAGCCCAGAGAAGUAAAUUAUUUGCGUUUUAAAACAUAUACAAUGUUAAUGCUAUGAGUACAUUUAUACAGUAAAUUUGUUCCGUUAACCAUGUACAUUAGUGUGGCUGUGUGCGAUAAGACCAGCGUUUGUAAAUGUAAAGCUCUCAUUCUGAACAGGAUUUCAAGUCCCAUUAUCCACAACCAGAGAUUUCUGUUAUGCUUUAGUGCUGGCAUGUAUGCAGGAUGUUAAUUAUUUGGGGAUAUCAAGGCCAGUGACGCGAUGCAGACAAGAUGGCGUUAUGAGAUAUCUGUGCCUUCUAUGUGGAAUGAGGUUUCGGUUACAUUUUCUGUUGGCCAGAGAGACCUUAUGUUAAACCGUGGUGUGGGAAAGCAUCAUGGGAGAAGUAGUCCCACAGCAAACGCAGAGCUACCUGAUGUUUAACCCUCUAUUAGAUUGUCUUUUUAUAAGGACUCCUGUAUGACCUGUAUACUAACACACCAUGAAUAUUUUUCAACAGUAUCGUAGAUCUAUACAUGGAAAGAAAACACUAAUUUAAUUUGUUUUUGCGUGUUUUUUUACUUCUGUAUUAAAUCAUGAUUUGCAAUAGAUGUAGAUAUAGUAUGUGCAGCUAUUGCAAGCCCUCUCUGUCAUUCUUGGCACAGGCUUUCUCAUUGAUGCCAGGAAAUAACCAGAGACUUCUAUUAAAAUUCAUUAACGAAAGGUGCCUUUUGAUUUUAAAGCGGCUCUGCCACUUUCCUUGUGUAUAAUUUGUAGGUUGCUUAAGGGUGGAGCUAUAGAAUAAGAUACAAUUCUUAUGUCCUUCCAGCGCUAUGUCCCUUCUGGCAGCUUUGUGUCCUCAGCUGUCUGUGUGGACUCUCGUUGUUCUGGGCAUGUUCGUGAUUUCACGGGCAAACCCUAGGAAGGACGAAGGCUACGGUUUCCUACUGUUGCCAUCAUGGAAACCCAAAGAGCACGUCCCCAUGAAAGAAGACCCAACAGGACUGGCACCACUGCUUGUGGGGAUACUAAAUGUUGUAGGGAUUGGGAGGGCCUGGGAAGGGAUACAUAUAGUUGGGAUUUAGUCAGCAUAAACACCAUCUGACUGUCUAACCGAAAACCGGAGAGCUAUAACGGGGCUUAUUUACAAAAGUGUCAAUUUCUGUUCAAUUCAGAACUUUUAUAAAAUAAAAGAGCGGAUGCACUCUACAUAGAUAAGCAAGCAAGCUGGGGUACUCUGUAGUUCCUUUAAUAGUUUGAGGGUUCUGGUAGUAUCAUGUUUAAGAAGCUACCUUUCCUCCCAAAUCAUCUUAGAGACAGCCGCUAGAGGCUGGAUUAACCCAUUUAAACUGCUAUGUUUACAGCAGAAAGGGUUAACCCUAGCUGGACCUGGCACCCAGACCACUUCGUUAAGCUCAAGUGGUCUGGGUGCCUGUAGUGGUCCUUUAAUAAAUGGCGGAAGACAUUGUAUAAUAUGUAAGCGUCUCUUAUCUCUUUUCCUUUAUAUUCGAUCAGCCAGUUUGUGUAGGUGUUUUAUUGUUUUUUUUUCAUUUGGCUUAGAGCGUGCUUUAGUGUUCUUUUUGCAUAAGCCGUCCUCAUUUCUUCUAUAUGACAUCUCGAAUACACUGUUACAAUACAAUAAUACAAACUGUAUACAUUCUGACUGCUCUGGGGAAGAUCAUGUUUUAUUGAAAUGUUUGUCAAACAAUUUCAACCACAUCAUUUGUUGUUUUUAGCUGUACCCAAUGGUAAAACUACCUAAACAGUUAUUUGUUAAUUGCAGAUUAAUCAGAGAGCUGCAAAUUUUAGACAUAAAUAGCACAGUUUACUAGCUCGCCUGUUUUGGCCUAAACGUCACAUUUUUUUUGUGUGUUGCCAGUUUUCAGAAUAUACCUGCAAUUUGCAAACGUUGCAACGUUUUGUCUAAUUGGAAGCCAGUUUGAUGUGUUCGUUUCGGUAAUGGCUUAGGAUGCCCAGGGUUUUAACUAUGACAAAGCUUGUGUAUCGGACAGAAUCAUCCAGUGGUCGUAGGUGCUUAUUCAAACUAUAUAAUAUAUAGUGAGGCAAAUCGCCCUCCAGGCAUACAGACAAAACUGGCUGCCGUCAUUUUGGUGUGUCAAGAUGUCUGACCCCACAGUCAGACAGUGGUGUCAAUUGUGUGCCAUUAAUGUUUGGUUAAGAUCCUUGAUGCUGGCUAUAUACUCUGCUGCUGUAUUUUCGCUGUGCUGUACACUGUCAGUUGUGUGCCAUUCGUGUCCUGAGUAUACCCGGGCUGUGUAAGCCUUUCAGUUGAACAUCAGUACUCCACUCAACAUCUGUGGGGCACUGUUGGUGCCCAUUGAGGACUUGUCUCUCAGGAACCAAUGAAUGUGUUGAGAUGACAAUCUGUUGGCGUAGGGACGUAAUCCCUGUGUAAUUUAAUAUAUUGGGGGGCUCAUGGGUUCUUGGGACCCUGGCCUUUUCUGAAUCAGUAAAUUCUCUGUUCAUUUUGCAGUGUAGUCACAACAUGAUAUUUAAACACUGCCUCCCAUUCACAGGUGGUCAUAUUUUCCGUACAGAGGGUAAUUAUUUUCCCAACAUUGAGAGCAGAGGAAGCAGCAUGUAAUGCGGUGCGGUGGGAGAAUGUUAGCCUUUUCUGUGUGCAACACAUGCCUGCCUCUACAGUCCUGCAAGUCUACACUACUGUUGUCAUGUGUGUGUGCUGCACACCUGUGUCUGACAUGAACAGGCCCCUGUUCAUUAGCUGUAGACUGACAAUCUCUCACAUCCGCUUGACUUUUCUCUUCUUAACCCCUUGGUUUUCUUAUUGCCUGUGUGCGCCUGGAAACAUUUGGCUGUGCUGUUUGGAGUUAAAGCAUGCUGUCAUGCAGCAUUUCUACUCUGUGCAUUAAUUUACGGCACAUCUCUCAUUAACCCACUGAGUGCUGCUUAGAGACUUAAAAAGGCGCUCUUUGAAAAAAGUGUCAAUGCAUCAUGGGAAUUGUAGUCCCAUAACAUCUUGGGCACCACCGAAUGACAAUAUUGGUCAAUAUGUAGCAUUCCACCUAAAAAACAAACAAAAAAACAUUUUUUUAAUUUUUUUUUCACAUUUCCUUGUGCUAAGUGCAUAUUUUUUUCCCAGCAUGCUUCAAAUUGGAAAUCUCGUUGUUUUUAAACUUUUUAUUUAUUUACUUUUGUAAAAUACUUUCUGUACUAGAAGGUGGUCAAACUGAGUUUUAAAAGAGAGAAGUGGGUGGGGGGGAUGCACGCCAGCCCAUAAUAAUGGAAUAAUACAGAAAUAUUUUUUAAAAAUCCAAUUUUUUUUUACCAUUUUAUUUAUUUAUUUUUUUUGCAUUAUAUUUUCUCAGCAAAAUAGUUUUCCCUAUUUAAUCACAUACAGUUAUGCAUCGUACAAAGAAUAUUGUUUUGUUUUGUUUCUUAACUUUGGAGUGAAUGUGUGUGCAUUUGUAUGAUAUUCACAUUUCUAAGCUCGCAACGAGAAGGCUGGUCUGAAAAGCCCAUAUCCCCGAAUGUUGCACAGACGUAUGAAAUGCAGUUCAACAAACGAGAAAUUCAGGAAAUGAACAAACUCAUCAAAUAGUUAAUUUAAACAAUUCUUGUACAUUUUUACAAGAUAUCUAAAACUCCUCCGCACAUACCGAAAUAUUCCUGUUCAAACUCACAAGGGGUUAUUCACUACACAGUGAGCUGAAAACAAAAAAAAAAACCCUGAAACAACCUGUAUUUCAGCUGAUUUUCCAACUUUUUUCUCUUUUUUUUAAUUUCUUUUUUCUUUUUUUUCCUUCGGAAUAUGAUAAUGAUGCUGCUAAUGCUCUUUUUCAAAAAAAGUUUAAAAGGACACAAAGUACCAUAACUACAACUUAUUUUCACACUGGCAUUUAUAACGCACCAACAUAUUCUACAGUGCUGUAAAAGUGGUUUAAAAAGACAGUAUGAUAUAAACAGACUAAUUCAAAAGGUAAAGAGUGGUUAUGGUGCAAAAGGCGUUGGGUGCGCAACCCCUCUGUUUUUUGUUAAACUAUUUUAUAGACAAGACCUUUGGCUUUUAUAGCUCCCAAAAUCCACACUUCUGAUGCUGCCUAGAUAAUGCACAAUUUUCUCUUCCUCAUUUUCUGUACAAAUUUUGUGAAUGAUUGUCUGGAAGCACUUAUCAAGGUUAUGUUGGCAGGAGCAGAGGUAGCAGACUUUGUAUACAAAAAGAGGCCUGUUUUUGUCAAGCCACUUGAAAACAGUUUGACUACAGCUUAAAGGAAGGCACCCAAAUACUGUUUGCACCACAACCACUACAAUAAACUGUGGAAGUUAUGGUGUAUAGAUUGUCCUUUUAAAAUAAAAUGUUCGCAUGACACUCUGAACUGGAUUUGCGAUUCUAUAAUACUUCUUAAAGGGGAAGUGUCACAGGAUUGCAGGAUAAAGAGAUGUGGGUUUGUUCUUUUCAUUUUAUGUUUCACACUUCACAAAUUCAUAUUUGUUAAACAUAGUGAUAAGUAACAUCAUACUAACAAUCCUGGGAAGUGACUUGCAUCUUUACUUUUAAAACUAAAUAUGGAGAUUUAAAUCCUUAUUAAACUACUGUAAUAUUUUGUUAUUCAUUUUAUCCAAAUCAAAGUUUUAAUUUGGUUUAAAGGGACAUUAUGGACCCCUGUAGUACUUUAGCUUCUUAAAUAACUUUAUGCAUGAAGUGUCUGUCCUCUUUUUGUUUUGCAAAACUUCCUGGUUUGUACAGUUCGAUGGAACUAAAUUCAAGAGGCAGCAAUUGCCCAGAGAACCUGCCUUGCAAAGACUUCUCAUUGAGCUGCAUUAGGAAGUCUGUGAUUGGCCAGCCACAUAAAGUCUGGGCGGGGCUAGAAGGGGAGGGCUUGUAAAGGCAACAGACAAGAGAUCUGCAGGUUUUGCAAGCCUUUUUAGAUGAAAAAUUACAUAAUUAAAUGCAUGCAUGUUUUCAUUUGGGCUAUAUCUGCUAAACAGUGAAUUUUAUUUAUUCUGUAUUUGGGUAAUGGAAUGUUCCUUUAAUUGUGUUUUGUGAAUACAUCUCUUAAUUAAAGUUUUUAUAGCGAUUAUUAGGGAUCGACCGAUUAUCGGUUUUACCGAUAUAAUCGGCCGAUAUUCGGUAUUUUCGGCAAUAUCGGUAUCGGCCAAUUCAGAUACCGAUAUUGCCGAUAAUACCUCCUAGGACCGCCAGGCUCAUUACAAGCCCAGCGGUCCUGGGGGGGGGCGGAGAGCAAGCGCUUACUCACCUCCCAGCAGCUCCUCCAGCUCCCCAGUGCAACUCUCGCGAGACCCGCGGCCGUCAGAGCGUUGCCAUGGAUCACCAUGGCAACGCUCCGCGCGACACGCUGGCCGCGAGAGUUACACUGGGGAGCUGGAGGAGCUGCUGGGAGGUGAGUAAGCGCUUGAUGCCUGCUCCCCCCCCAGAGCUCAGCCAAUACCACUGGACCACCAGGGACUGUCAUAUCCCCCCUCCCUGGCCAGGUAACAAGCAGGGAGGGGGGACAACAAAAAUAAUUAAAUAUUAAAAAAAUGUUUUAAUAAAAAAUGCCCCCCCUCACACACACACUCCAUUAUAUACACAUACACUACACAAACACACUGUGUAUAUAAUGCAGUGUGUGUUUGUAUAGUGUGUGUUUGUAUACAAUGCACACAAAUACACUGCAUUAUAUACACACACUAUACAAACACACACAAACUGCAUUAUAUACACACACUAUACAAACACACUGUGUAUAUAAUGCAGUGUGUGUUUGUGUAGUGUGUGUAUAUAAUGCAGUGUAUUUGUGUAGUGUGUGUAUAUAAUGCAGUGUAUUUGUGUAGUGUGUGUAUAUAAUGCAGUGUAUUUGUGUAGUGUGUGUAUAUAAUGCAGUGUAUUUGUGUAGUGUGUGUAUAUAAUGCAGUGUAUUUGUGUAGUGUGUGUAUAUAAUGCAGUGUAUUUGUGUAGUGUGUGUAUAUAAUGCAGUGUAUUUGUGUAGUGUGUGUAUAUAAUGCAGUGUGUGUUUGUGCAGUGUGUGUAUAUAAUGCAGUGUGUGUGUUUGUGUAGUGUUUAUAUAAUGCAGUGUUUGUGUGUGUAGUGUGUGUAUAUAAUGCAGUGUGUUUGCAUAGUGUGUGUAUAUAAUGCAGUGUAUUUGCGUAGUGUGUUUAUAUAAUGCACACUACACAAACACACACUACAUUCACUAUACACACACUACACAAAUACACACACACACACACUCUGCAUUCAUUAUAUACACACACACUUUGCAUUUAGUAUAUACAGCAUUCACUUUACGCACACUACCCACACACUACACAAACACUCUGCUUUCAUUAUAUACACACUACACUAAUACACACUGCAUCCACUACACACACUAAACAAAUACACACUGCAUCCACUACACAAACACACAUUGCAUCCUCCACACACACUACACAAACACACACUGCAUCCACAACCCACACACUACACAAACACACACUGCAUCCACAACCCACACACUACACAAACACACACUGCAUCCACUACACACACACUACACAAAGACACACACUGCAUCCACUACACACACACUACACAAAGACACACACUGCAUCCACUACACACACACUACACAAAGACACACACUGCACACUACACAAAGACACACACUGCAUCCACUACACACACACACAGCUCCCCUGUCACACUGCAUCCACUACACGUGGCAUGUAUAUUUUGUGCAUUUACCUUUAGAAAUAGUUUUUAUUUUCCAAAAUGGUAAAUGUACAGAAUAUCGGCAAAUUAUAUCGGCUAUCGGCCUGAAAGUUCACAGAAUAUCGGUAUCGGUAUCGGCUCUAAAAAAUCAAUAUCGGUCGAUCCCUAGCGAUUAUUAUUUCACCUGCUUUUAGUGCCAUUUUCCCAUUAGAAGUAGAAGCGGAAGGGGACAUUUGUUGCAGUAGGUUUUUUGUCUUGCUUGAAUAGAUUUGUUUUUGGUGUUUGUGUUUUUCUUUUGUUUGUUUUUGUUUUGCCACAAUGUAUUAAGCUAAUGACAGACCGGAUUCAAUAGAAAACUGAAACUUUAACUGCAAACACUUUGAAACAAAAUAAGUGUGCAUAAUGUUCCCAUUUACAAAAUAUAGGUGGGCCAGGAUUGGCUGAGCUUAUUUCAGCAUUUCCUGGUCUGAUAGGAGUUCACUGCAGGAAAGCAGACACAAAAGUAAAAUGUCAGUAUCUUAUUUGUCUUUAUGUGAUUUUUUUAAUUGUUGAUGUGUUUUCAAUAGAAUCGACUAAAUAAGUGAUUAACAUGUUACAGACUCUAGCCAGCAGUGUCCUUGUAAUAAGUUCAUGUCUUUCCACGAUAUGCAUUUAUCGAUUUGUAUAAACAGGGCUAAGCGAAUUCUUGUAAUGGAAAAGCUAACAGGAAAUAAACUAAUGGUUUAACAUUACAUGAUUUACUUUUUAUGAGAGAGCUGUAAUUGAUGGAGUUCAGGGGGCAGGAAAAUGAAAGAAAGAAAUGUACAUGUUUAUUAACUUUAAUUUGGGGAUGAUUCACACAGCUAGUUUUAGGCAAUUUACAUUUUACCAAGGGAGACAAUAUUCUCUCAAAGCUUAUUUUGAACCUGGCUUUUUAAAAUAUAUUUACGAGUACAGCCCGUAAACCUGUCCGUAAAACUUUAUUGCAGUAUCAAUUUCCCUUUGUUGGACAGAUAACUUGCAGUGAUCAUUUUUUUUUUCUAUUUUUGUAUGUUGUAUAACCUGUUGGGGUUUGCCUUCAGUGCUAACAGGUGGCAUAAGGUCGUGCCCCCUCUAAAGUUCAGACACUAAAUAAAAUUUAUAUUCUAUGGCAAUCCAUCAUAGACUUUUUCCACUUUGGGAUUUUGCUUGCUACGAACAUUCUUGUUUGAAUUGGGUUACCAUGGCUCCUUCAUCCUCCAUAGUAACCUUGAGUUAACGUAGCAACGGGUACCCAAAUACCAGGGGGUCAUCUUGAAUGCCUUCUGUCAAAUUUCCUUCAAGUUCAACCUCUAAAAUCUUAUUUUUUUUAUUAUUUUUUUUGUGCAUUCAUGAAAUUGCAGGAAAGUUUUGCUCUAAUAUAUCAUUUAUUUUUUAGCAUCAGCAUUUUUAGCUUUUUGUAUACUUUUUUCACCUGAAUGUUCAUUGGUGAUUUAACCGAAUUGCAAGGCAUCUUUUGGAGGUAAUGAUAUAUCUUUCCAUAAUAUUAUCAUAAAGGACUAAUGGGGAAUUAACACGUUCUUGAAAAAAAAAAAAUGCACUUGUUUUUGCUGGUAUGUUAAAUGGACACUUAAGGCAUCCAGACCACUUCAGCUCAGCCACGAGAGGUGCUUCCUGCUUGCUAGGCAUCUUAAGGUCUCCUAACUGACGCUGGACAUCCUCAUGCUCUGCACAAGGACAUUCAGCAUCAGUGAAAUCCCCAUAGGAAAGCAUUGAUUCACAACUUUCCUAUGGGAAGGGCUUUAUGUGUUUGCCGCGCAUGCACAUUAGGUCCCCCCAUCGAAAGUCAUGGUAGGAGGCGGAGUGCUGACCCAGUGCUGAGGGACAGUGGCGCUGGGAUCUGGUAAGUAAAUAAAGGGUGUUUCACCCUUUGUUGGCCGUGGGGGCAAGAGAGAAGGAGAUGCAUGAGGGAGCUAUAGUGUUAGGAAUACAGAUUUAUGCAAUGCUAUAGUAUCCUUUUAACUUUUGGAAAAAAAAAUAAAAUUCAACAACUUAAUUAAAGCAGAUCAAUUAAUUAUUUAGUUCAUUCAGUACAGUAGACAACUUCACAGCAACAGAUGACCUGUGGCUGUACCUUCUGAUAUCUGACAAUAGCGGUUGCUUACGUGGCACUGCAGAGGGUUACGUUCGGUUGACUGCAAGCAUUAUGACUGCAGGCUAGGUUUAGAAUCCGCAGGACAAUUGUCUCCUCCAUUCUGGAUUACUAUCUAAAAGAAACAUGAUGUUAAACAGAUAAAGCCUAUUUGAGAAUCUAAGAAGUGAAGUGAUUUUUUUAAAUUCAUUUAAAAAGGAAACAUAAGCAGCGAAACCAUUUUCUAAGUUAAAUUACACUUGUUAAGUGCUUUUGAGUAAUGCAAUAAAAUAUGAAAGAUUUGUGAUGUUUGGGUAAUUGCAGAAAUGGUCACAGUGCGAAUGUUAUCGAGGAAUUGUUGAAAGGAUUACAACGAAAAAAACUCCCAAAGCAUAGUCCGGCUGCCAGACAGCCUGCUUGACUUAUAGAACUGCUAGGCAUUUAAUCAUGCUGUCUUUGCAGGUAAGUGCUAGUAGGGAGUACCAGGUUAAAGGGAACCUCGUGGCACCAUAACAACUUCAUCGUUAACAAGUGGUUUAACCAUAAAAAUCUGAAUUUAGCAUUGUUUAGUUCUGCCUCUCUCCUUCCACUUUGUUCGAAGCUUGAAUCAGGAAUCUUUGGACAGGACCGUCGCUGAUUGGCUAAGAGCCUCAACUGAUGCCCUAAGCCAAUCAGUAGCUCUGUAUUUACAAAAUGGCUGGAGAACAAUACGUGAGCUUUUCAAGCCGUUUUUGUGGAUGUGGAGCCACUGAUUUGUGUUAGCGUGUUAGCUGAAGCUCCAAGCUAAGACUUCCUGAUUCAAGUCUUGGGCAAAAGCAGAAGGGGAGGGGCAGAGCUACACGGGGCUAAAGGUAAGCCAGCACCAGGGACCUCUUAACACCAUAACUAUUUCAUUCCGAUGAAGUUGUUAUAGUCCCCCAUUUUUUUUUUUUUUUUUUAAAGAAAUCUUGCUACUGUUCUUGGGGGGCAGGGAUGUUCAGUGGACCUGUAAUUAUAAAUAGUUAUUGACUUUGAAAAAGUCUGAAGGGAGGGAGAGGAGGGAUAAAGGGAAAGACCAACAUAUAUAGAUUCAUGGGUUGCAGAACAAUCAAAACAACAUGGAUAUAAAGAGCAUACUACUAUUAGAAAUACAUAUCUAGAGCAAAUUUAUAAAAUGUAGUAAAGUAGUUAAAUUCUCAUGACAUUCAGUAUAAAACGGCAUUAUGACAUGUAACGCUGAUUACACGGUUACUACUUUCAUUGUUAUACAUGGUUCGUUGCCCACUCAAUGCAAACGGAUGCUGAUCACAUCUGACGUGCAUUUCACAUCCAAUGACAAUACACUGCCAAAGAAAUUGAAUAACACUGCUACAAACACAGCCCCGCUCCUAUGUUUUAUGUUACAUAAAUUACUUUCUAAACUUAUUGGUUUUCUGUUUUUGUUCUUAUUUAACUAUAAAAAACAAAGCUCUGGCGGAUUGCGACCAAGUCGAUCACCACAACAUGAAGAAAUGCCUUAAAGGGACACUAUAGUCACCAGAACAACUACAGCUUAUUGAAUUUGUUCUGGUGAGUAGAAUCAUUACCUUCAGGCUUUUUGCUGUAAACACUGUCUUUUCAGAGAAAAUGCAGUGUUUACAUUACAGCCUAGUGAUAACUUCACUGGCCACUCCUCAGAUGGCUGUUAGAGAUCCUUCCUGGGUCAUGGCUGCCUAAAAUGCAUCCAAACAUUCAGUGUCUCCUCCCUCUGCAUGCAGACACUGAACUUUCCUCAUAGAGAUUCAUUGAUUCAAUUCAUCUCUAUGAGGAGAUGCUGAUUGGCCAGGGCUGUGUUUGAAUCAUGCUGGCUCUGCCCCUGAUCUGCCUCUUUGUCAGUCUCAGCCAAUCCUAUGGGGAAGCAUUGUGAUUGGCUCAGGCUAUCACUUCUGAUGAUGUCAGCAGACUGCUUGUUUUUUUUUGAGGCAAACAGCAUGCAGAUCUACAGCUCCUGGCUGGUAUACAGUAAGAUUUAGCUAUAUUUAUGGAGGUAUGGGGGCUAGAUGGCGGUUUUAACACUAGUGAUACUUUAAUAUGUCACCUUUUCUUGAAACUGUAGCUUUUCGAUUUACAAUUAAGGAUAUAAAGUUUUUUCAUUGCCAGAUUGCUUACUGCUACAAGGAAGCUUAGUCAUAAACAGAUACCACGCGGCAAACCAUUUUGAUCAGUAUGAACAAAGAUACAUGUCUCAUGACAAAGCAAGAACGUGAACAAGAACAUUGUAUAAAACAUAUAGUAUGGUAAUACUUCUCUGCUCUAAUUCUAAACUCUUUGAAAACAAUUUUUUUUUUUUUUUUUUUGUUAUUUGCUCAGUCUUUUUUUUUUUUAAUGCAUUAUGCAGAGUGUAAAUUAAAACGUAUGCAAAAGGACUAAAUUAAAAGUAAUAAAAUAGACACAUUUGAAAUUCCUGCCCAGGAUUUGCAAUGAGCUCCUGCAGAAAGUGACUGAUGUUAAUUAUCUAUAGCAGUGCUGUGCUUAUCCUGUAAGCAGUGGUCUGUGGGCACAGCAAAGGAUUCUGGGAGCGGUAGUGUAAUUCUGUUGUAGAACCCGUCAUGACGUGUGCUGCAGUAUAUUCGGAGCAAAGACUGAAGUAUGGCCUGGAAAAGGGAAUGAAUGAUGGGCACAUAGAGAUAAAAAUAACACUCAUGGGAGGAGCUGGCAAACAGGGGGCUGUAUGAUGCAUACUCAAACUAUUCUUCUGAAAAUGAAAAUAGUGGGAGAUGUUGAAAAGCCUGUUUGCACAGUUCUGCAGAAGUCAGACAGCAGGUAGGAAUCGUUCGAGGCUGGCACUGUGUGGGUUUGUGAAUGGCUGGUGUCCUGUACGUUCAGUGCUCUCCAGACCUGGGUGGACCUGUUGGGUUAUUUCCCAGUAGACUAUUAUCUAAGGCAGACCAACUUGCCAGAAUACAGUGAGUUUUUAUGACGUUCCCGAGGUGUUUUCUCAUUGACCACAGGGUGAAAUGAGACAUUUAUUAUGUCAGUGGUUGGAACAGUCCGUGAAAACAGAGUCUGCGUCUCUCAAACACGCACAGAUCUUUGAAUGCUUCUUCAUACUGUUGAGGGGAUAUACGAUGGCACACCUUGCAACACCAGCAGCCCAUGUGGACACCUGUGACUUUCAUGUGCCAAAAAAAAGUCCCUUUGUUUGGAUCUGCCCCUCAUGCAAAAAGUUGCCUAUUCUCCCCUGGACACCACAUCGAUCUCAUUGUAACCGACAUAUUGUCUGAACUGGCCCUUUAGCCUUUUACAUCAGAUAUAAUUUGCAAACCGAGUGGACAUCCAUGUUCACCAUACUGCAUACCUUGCUUCACGUGAUACCUCACGUGAUACCACAAACACUGUUAUGAGGACUUGCUGUUAAAUUCACCAAUCCACUGCAGUGGCUGUGCUUGUAUUUCGGCAUUGAGAUCCACAGCAAAGCCUGCUAGUGGUUUGCUAAAUAAAAUUACUAUACAUUAAACUAAAAUCUUAAAAUUGGGAAUGUAAACAAUCUAUGCAUGCGCUUGCAGUUUUGAGAAACGCAAUCUGAAAAUAAAACACCAUGGUAUAUAUCACAGAUCUGAAUGUUGGCAAUUGAAUUCUGAAUGGCAAAAUCUAGUCUAAAAUAGCUGAUCUGGAAAAAUUCUCCAGUAUAUAUGCACAACCGGUUUUGUCAUUUGAAAUUUAGUUCGUGAUCAUAAAGAAUUUGGUGAAAAGUCAUGAACAGAUUUGUUUGACAGAUGCAUUGACAAAAAAUAUUAAACCCAUCACUUGUUCUGUGUAAAUUACUCUGCUGUGAACUGGUGCUUUCAGAAAUUGUGUGUGUGUGUGUGUGUGUGUGUGUGUGUGUGUAUAUAUCUAUGGUAAUUGGUUAAAUUCAGUUUUUGCCUAAAAACCGAGCUUGGCUUAUCUUUUCUCUCCAAUUUGUGUUUAGUGAAUAGACCCCAAUAGGGAUACUUGCUGUAUUAUUAUUGACAUUAUUUGUCUCUAAAUCUCUUAUUUCUGCUAAAUCACCCCAACCAGACAUUCUUCCUUCGUUUUAGCAGACGAUAGAAUGUAAAGAGAAAAGCCUUUAUUUAUUUAUGUAGAAAGCCUUUUUCCUUGCUUGUACGUAUUGAUUUUUGCUCUCCAGUAGGUAAUGGGAAACCUCUGCAAUACAGUAUUCUACUUGUAAACCAAAGAGAAAAUGAUACAUUAACGAGAUGCUCUGGGCACUUGAACUACAAUGUAAAACAUUAUUGUAUAUAGAACACACGCAAAAUGGUUAAACAGAUGCCUCAAGCAAUUGAAAUGCAACCAUGCCAAUCACUUUGAUAUAACUAUAUAUAUAUAUAUAUAUAUAUAUAUAUAUUAUUAUUAUUUUUUGCCUAAUGCCAGAUGCCUGGUAGGUGAAAAAUAUCAAAAGGAUAAAAAAAAGCAGAUGGCACCCAAAACACAUAAUAUAGUGCUGUUAUUAUUGCUAUUAAAUGCCAUUAGUCACUGGAACAAUGCUCGUGCCAGUGGCAUUUAUUAAUAAAAAAAAAUUUUGCUCCCUGGGUGAACGAGGGAUGAUGGUGUCACAAAUAUUUUAGUACUGGCAUUAUAUUUCACUUCUGUUAGAGAUCAAUGCGGAGUGUCCAAGUAUUUGUUUUUACAGUGAAAGGAGAGGGACACCAUGGACUGGCUGAAAUAUUGUAGCCAGCUCCUGGUUUAAGAGGAUACCCUUAAAGGAACACUCCAAGCAAUAUAUAUAUAUAAUACAUAAAUCAAUUUUUGCAGCAUAGAACUUCGUUCGAUUUGUUUUAACCAGAUCGAUCAGGUUUGAAGCAACUUGAAAAGUGUUCUACGCUGGACAGAUCAAUUUGUCGUCAAACAUAAUGAUUUAUACAUGAUUAUAUUGUAUAUAAUUGUAUAAUACCUGGAAAAAAAUAUUGGUCCGCUUAGAAAUAGAUGUAAUUUUAUUUAUCUAAUAGAAUGAAUGUCUGAGUUGACUCUGCUAAGAACGAGCCAAUAACACUAAAGUCUGAAUAGGCUCUAAUGUUGGUGCAUUAAUCAAAUGAGCUAAUCACAUACAUAAAAGUGCCUAUUCUUACUUUAACCCCUUAACGACCAAACUUCUGUAAUAAAAGGGAAUCAUGACAUGUCACACAUGUCGUGUCCUUAAGGGGUUAAAGCUUUUAUUUUAUUUUACUUUUUUAUUAAUGUCUUUGAGACAAGUAGGGGGUUUGUCUAAGCCUAAAGUAUGGAUAUUGGAGGAAUUCACUAAACAGUAAAUUGUGGAGAGUUGGAAACCCAAUUUUCUAAAUACAAAUAUUUUAAACAUUUCUAGAAGGCUUCUUAUCAAAUAUUAGAAUUGUCACUUCGCCAAGUGAAUUUAAAAUUUCAGGCCAAAAUAGUUGAGUCGGAACAGAUUGUGCCAAUUCUGCUGUGUUUUUGACUUCAGCUUUUUUUUUUUUUAUAAAUAAUUAAAAAAAAACCAAAACAUACAAUCAUAGUUAUGUAACAUUAAAGGACCACUAUAGUGCCAGGAAAACGAGUAUGUAGUGCCCUGAGGGUGCCACCACCAAGUAACUUGAUUUUGAGUGGUUGUGUGGUACAUAGUGUCUCAAAUUUCGUGAGUUGUCUCGCUCAUUGGGGUAUUAAUUUCUUGGCUUGAGUGAAGUGUGACAGUGGAUUGUACUGUAUGUGUUGGAUUCCCGUGUGUCGUUGGGUUGGAAGGAGUUCUGAGAGUGUUUUCAGUCUCUCUUCGUGGGUCACAUCCUUCAGUUGUAUGUGUGCUUUUUCCUGCGGGGCAUGCAGUAGUUUGCCUUCAAGCCCAGGCUCGAAUGAAGUAUUGUAUGUUAUCGGGUAUAGUGGGGACGGGAAUUGGGAAAUAUCUGGGUGACUACUGUCCGUAUUGACUUCAGCUUUUUUAUGACUUUGUAUUCGCUAAUGUGAGAGAUGCACUGUACUAAGUACCUUUCCGUUUACUUUACAGCAGUGUAGUCCGAUAAAAUCUGAAUGGCCUUUCUAACCAAAGGAGACACAGAUUUAAGCACCAGACAUUUAAAAAAAAAAAAUACAUUCAGUUCAUUAUAAUUCUGUGAAAUUCGCACUCAACAUGAAUCUAAAAGCUUCUACAAUAAUUUAACUUGUGGUCAAAGUUUGAUACAUUAAUGUUUUUCAAUAUAAUGGCCUUUAAAAAAAUAAAAUAAAAAUAAAAUAUUGUAAUAGUUCAUUCUCUCCCUAAGUGUAUUAGCUAUAAAGUAACUAUGAGGUUUUCUUUUUUCAGCUAAUUGUGAAGUAUAGCUGUGUUUUUGUCAGUCUCGUACAUCCAUUGGCGUCCACCGAAUAAUGUGGUUGUUGCCCCUGUAACAGUGUCAGUCUGUUACGAGGCAUGCAGCCUCCGUGGGUCAUAGAAUGGUAGUUUUGUGAGCUGGCUGUAAUAUAGGGCCUGGGUGUUCCAGCAGCCUCUGGGUGGAUUGGCAACCUGGCCAUCUUAAAUUACCUUUUUCCCUUUCCUCUUUAGUCUCUGAGAGGGUUUUGUGCUCUCACAGACUGUGUAUUCAUGAUGGGGGUCAGACCAGGAGGGGCACGGGACACUGAAAUAACACACACAUAGUGUGGACAUUGCUUGGUGACUCACUGUGCUCUUGCGUUUGUGUGUCACAUAGUGUCUGUAAGGCAGCCUGUGUGUUCCACGUACAUACAGUGGUUAGUGUGUCAGUCUGUCAAUUUACUUUAAGCAUAAUUUGUGAAAAUCCUCUGGGUAUUUUAUCUGUGCCUGUCACAUAAGUAUAGCUCAUUGGUUUCUGUUAAUUUCACCGCAUGUCCAUUUGUAUUGUUGAUAUGUUGGGCAUUCAUUGGUGUUACGUCGUAAUAUGAAUAAAAAUAAAAUGUAAUCUAGAAUCAUUUGAAAAUAGUUAAAAGUACGUUUGUCGCGGUGCAAGUUCCCAGCUCAAUGUUUUAUUAUUAUUAUUAGUUUUAUUUAUAAUUCUAUCAACCAGAAAGGCUGAGAUGACCUUGUUGGGAAACAGACCUGUGCUUUUGAGAUACUGCUGUGGGUGCACUAACCACUCAGCCAUUUUACUGGCUUAAAUUGUUACUACCACAAGCAAAUAUUCUACCAAAUAUUUAGUCUGUGAAGUCCUAGGAUGGCAGCACACACGUAUGAUUCGGAGGAUGUUGGGUACCAAAAUCGACAAUCUGGACAUUUGCAAUUCCCUUGUUUGUUUGUCUGCAGUUUUAAAUUCAUGUUCCACGUUGUAUAGAAUGUCAAUCUGUCUCGUUGAUUUGCCUCGUUCACAUGCUCUUUGUGUUUCAGCAGUUUCUAUUUCGGGUUCGAGUUAAAUCCCUGUGUGUAUACAUGAGCUCUUUGUUUAUACAUUUCAUAUACUGUAUAGACAUUUUUUUCCUACUGAAUCUGGCUGAGUGCAUGUCUUUGUAUACCCACUUUGUCCAAGGAUCCAAAAAAAUAGAAAAAAAAACAUAAAUGAAAUUAAAUUACAAACAAACAAACAAGAAGCAUGACUUGAAAGUAUAAAUUGAAAAAGGCUGUCCGUAUCAGCCGAAAGGUUGUCAUGUUCUUCUUAUUCCAAUAAAACGUCUGCAGUAAGAUGCAAUCUCUGUGCCUGGACUCUUUCUGCAUUUGUAACAGAAGACUAACGGAAUUGUCCCAAAUGGAUACCUGCUGUUUGUGAUAAUGUGAUAAUCUCAUUGCUACAGAGAGAUCUAUUUGAAAAUAUCUCCAUGAAAUUGCAAUUCUAACUGAAUUUCCCAGCUACAGGGAGCAAACCGUUUUUAAAAAAACUACCCUUAAUGUAAAAGCCAGGUGUGGGAAUUAUUUAAGAGUGGGGUAUAUCCUUCGAGUGAGAAGUGAGAUUUAGGGUAGCAUUAAAGUGAUUUAAAAUUGUGCGACUUUGGGUUUGUCGUAUUUUAUUGGUCCGUAUGGUCAGUAAAGCUAAUAAAUUGCAGCCGCAUAGAAGAGAAAAAUUGGUUAAAAAAAAUGGCUAAAUUUGACUGCAUUCUCUGUCGGGUACUGUAUGCUGUCUUUGGGUAAGUAGUUUUUGGUUUUACUUGAUUGAUUGUAUAAUGCUUGCCAUUCGGCGUUUAGACCCCUCAUUGUUGGAAAUACACAAAAUAAAAUGAACUAACGUAAGUAACCAGGAUAUUUUUUCAAUGCAUACAUUUUGGCCUUUGAGUUGAAAUUUACCUGAAAUUCCUGACAAUUGAACACUGUGAAUUAUUCUCUUAGGUAAGUUCAAAGUGAAUUCAAAUGGAAUUUUAAAUUUAAGGCUGAUAUAACUGAACUGGAAAACGUAUUUAACUACGUAAUUCUUCCCAUUCAACGACUUUCGCCCUCAAUUUAAAAUACACUUUGAAUUCUCACUUCAGUGAGCAACCCCUUCUUUCUUGUCACUAAAAAUUUGUAUUACUAUAACCGAGUAUUCUCAUGUUCGAACUCAAACGUAGUUUUAAAUGUACUGGUUUAACAAUUAAUUUACUAUCUGUGUUUAGCUGACAUUGAAGAAAAUUCAAGAGGAAAUUUUGACCGAGUUGUAAACCUUUUCCAAAUUCGUAGAAUUUGCCUAAAAUUUCCAAUUUUCCACAAUUCCUAGGUUAGUAAGACUGAAUGACUGAUCUGCAGCUUUUUAGUUACUUAAAAAAAUAAUCAUUCAUGAAAGACAAAUAGUCACUAGACAAUUUCCGUAAAUGCGAAGGGCAUGAAGUCUCCUUAGAACGUUUUAUUGGUUUUAAUUUGGGUUUUAUUGAGUCAUAAUAUUACCGGUUACCUUAAUUUAGUCAACAGAUUCCAUAAAUCUCUCUGGAAGGAAGCAACGCCUAGAACGUGUCUAAAUUAAAAAGAUGAAAUCAGACGGAAUGAAGUACCUUCUACUAACCCAUUAGCUGAUCUUUGCUUAAAUUAGUAAAGAUGUACGUUUUUAAAAUCAUGUAGAGUAGAUCAUUGGAAAUAUGAAACGUACUUAGACCAAAGGAAGCACACACUGUGUAUAGGGGCCCCUAUAGACCUAACAAAAUGAAAUAGCAUCAAAAUAUGCAGGAAAACAGGUUGCGCCUAGAUAAAACAACAAAGUAUAAGGAGCAGAUAAACCAGAAUAAAAUAUAAUGUAUAUAAACUAUAGUGAAUCAUGGGGUUUAUCUAUCUGUCUUAUAAAAUAAAUGGUGUUGAUCGACCCUGGUUAUUAUGAGUACGUCUUCUAAUUUAGUGUCACUCUUUUUGUCCGCAUUGAGUAAAAUGGGGCUCGUUUUGACCAGUAGUUGUUUUGACCACAUUGGCUUAUUUGGAGACUCAUCUCGGAGGUUUGUUUGGGAAGUUUUCUUUUUGUUUGUAGUUUGUAUUUAAUGCAUUAUUUAUUACGUGGUAUUUCUGUUCUAUAACAGGCUGAUCCUGUUUUCAUAUCUAGUUUUUCAUUUACGUAGGACAUCUCUGUAAAUAACAAGACUUACAAUCCCUCAAUCCACGAACCUCUGAUUGCAUGUUUGUCAGACUCCUGUCUCUCUACUUGUCUGCUCAGGCUGCUAGUACUGCACUUAUGAAAGAAGGACCACUGGGAUGCUCUGUUGGAGAAUGUGCUAAAAGUAGUCUAUGUUUAGCGGAUAAAAAAAGCAAGGAAUAGUGUGCGUCUUCCCUCAUACUGAAUCAGAGAGCUGGGACCCAUUCAUCACUGCCGUUGACGCAAUGUGGACAGUGGCAGACCCUGGCGUAUCAGGGCAGAGAGAGUUUGUGUCUAUGUAUGUGAAUACAAACUUCACAUGCAUACACAUUGUAAAAGUACAAUAUUGCAGGGCUACAUCAAGUCCUACAUAGCAGGCUUUAAAAGCUACUCAGCAAUGCAAGCCAGGAGCGUCCAUGUUACACUAAACAAGGGCUAAAUGUCUACUUGCCAGGGCUAAUAAGAGGGGAAAUCCCUGAUCUUGUCACUGUACGGUACAGUGUAUUUUGGGAGGAACGCAUUGAAAAACAUUUUUUUUCAUAUUUGUAUUUUAUUAGCAUUAAUACAUUUAGCUUUUCCAUUAUCUGAAUAUCACAGAAUAGACAUCAAAAUACUGGGUAUGGGUGUAGUUCAGCAAGUAACACGCUCAACUCGCUCAGAACGGUGUUUCAUAACUCAUCAGAUGCUUACCUAUGGCAACGGGUGACUAGAGAGAUUGAAUGGCUCUGAUGCCGAGGUCCCUUUAAGGCCUGAAGGACAGCCUAUGGAUUGUUCCCUCAGACAGUCUUAUGUUAGAUCUCAAGUUGCCCUCUCUGGGCUCAGUGGCCUCAGGUGAUGCCUUCUUUUGGACUGCUGUUUUUCCGCCCUGGUCAGGGUUGGCAGGUCUAAAGCCCUGAAGAAUGGUUCUGUAUCUUCGCUGGAUGUAAGGGUAAGCGUCUCCUUCCCACGGGGAACUAUCAGGUAUCCAUCCGCUCCCAAGCGUUAUCUAAUGGACAGGUCAUGGAGUCUCUUGGCUUCUCCAGGAGAACUGAGAAUGGGAGAUCACUGUAUAGUGUUUCAGUGUACCCCUCGAAGUGCACUGUGCCUAUGUCUCUGGAAUGGUUUAGAAUGGCAGACCUUGCCAUAAUGUCUCUGGUGACUGUAAUGAUGUCUCUGGAGACCCCUAAUGAUUCUAUAGCCGACUUGCGGACACGGAAUGUCGAGAUGACAUGGAGUGUCUGAACUCCCUGUGGGGCCCAUUGAGGCAAUCAGCCUCUGUACAAAUGGGAGCAAUUCCACCCCUCCAACCUCUUUGGGUAUGUCCCUUAUGCGUAUAUUCCGGCAGUGGUGUCUAGCUUCCAAGGAGACCACCGUUUGUUUCAGCUGCUGGAUCUGGCUAGAAAGCUCUGCCAGCUGUCCCUUAGUCUCCCCUAGCUGGGCAUCAUUCAGGGUCUCCCUCUCCUGUAAUGGCUGUACCGUCCUCUGAACCUUCCCUAUCUCUACUUAAGCCUGCUGGAGAUCUGCCUUCCACACCUGCUGCAAAUCAGUUAGGUGCCUCUUGAUGUCACCCUUUGUGGACGGUGAGGAGUCAUCAUCUGAUUCGGAGCAUUGGUAAACUCCGCCUGGGCGAGGUGAGUCAGGGAGCUCCUCAUCCUUAUUUAAGUCCUCCGAGGCCUCCGGCCUGCACUGGGCCUCAGGCGCCAUCUUGGUGAGUGUCAGCCUUUUGAAUGAGAGCCUGAUAUCGGGCAGUUAGUGUGUCUCCGGGAGCUGGUUCCGUUUAUUUUUUUGCCCCAUAGCGUCGGCUGGUGGAGGGGUGCUAAGUAGCCUUCAAAAAGGUGAGUUUACUCGGUUUUAGUGUUUUUUUUUUUUUUUUUUAUCAGGGCUGUAUCAGAGCCCAACAGCAUUGCAUCUGUUUGAUGUCUCAGCCGGCCACGCCUGGCAUUGUAAACUUUUUAAGAUUUAUGGAGAAAUCAAGAACUGCUCAACUGCCUCCAAAUCUCUCUCUCACACACACGCACACUGGCACACACAUACAGACACACACACACACACAUAUACAUCCAGACAUACAUACUGACAGACACAUACUGGCAUAUAUACAUACAUACUGACACAUACAUACAUACUGGCAUACACAUACAUACAGACAUACAUCCAUACACAUACUGACAUACAUACAUACAUACAUACAUACACACACACAUACUGGUUGACAUACAUACAUGCAUACAUACAUACAUGCAUACAUAAACAUAUACACACACACACAAUUAACUUUUCAGCCACACUCCUCUUCCUUACCUUUGCAUUGCAGGAGGGUGGCUGGGGAUGAUGGGCAACGGCUGCCUCGCCUCUCGACCUUCAGGCUGUCUCUCCUUCCCGCGCGGAGUAAGCUGGGAGGAAGUCCCAGCAGCAAUUGCGUUACAGCCGUAUUUUUUAUUUAUUUUUUUUAAGGGGCCCGGUCGCUCUAUUACAUCGUGGACCGCGUCCCUGAAGAUAAUAGGACACAUUGGGUGGCCCUAAAUGCUUUCUCACUUCCUCUGUAUGCUGUCUGUCAGAUACAAUCAUUUCAGUUACAUUUUUAUGGUACCCAGGGUGUUUCUUGCAACAUAGAGGAUACGUAAAAUUAAUAUAAAAAAUUCCCAGAAAUGACCAUAUUCCUUUUGUUUUAAAUGUGUUUACAAAAAAUAAAGACAUCCUUAUAUUUACUCUAUAUUUACUAGUUCUGAUUAAAUUUGACAUUGAAUAUAAAUUCACCACAACUUACUGCGUAGAAAUAAUUUGGGAAUUGAACGUUUUUGACCAAAAUAUAUGUGCUGGAAAACCUGUAUGAAAUGGAGACCAUUCAGUUAGUCUGCACUAAAUAAGAAAAUUCUCCUUUAAUUUUUUUUUUUUGUGUCCUAUUUCUCAGUUCAAUAAAUAAACCCCAAUAUGUUUCUUCUUAGCCAGUUUACCAAUGCCAUUUACUGGAAGGGGCUGGGUCACAUUACUGACGAGUAGUGCAGAGGUCGAGAUGUUCUGCUUUUGAACAGAUACCACAAAUGUAGCUUUGAGGAUGUGUUUGUGGUAAAGAUAGCUUCUCCAUGUAACACAGAUGCCAGAAAAUAAAUAUUUCUGCAUUGUUAUCUGUUUCAUGCACCAGUAUAUCUUUUUGUGUUUCCACAAGUUCCUAGCAAAGGGAUAUUCAUUUUCAAAAGAGGAGAAAAAAAUUGCAAAUUUUUGAAUGCAGUGAAAUCUAUCCCAUCCCUACGCUAUGCACAGUACAGAAGAUACGCAGUAUUGUUGCCCACAGCUAUCCGUGUUAGAUAUGCUUGUAGGACCUGUUUUAUCACAGAUUUCACAACAGCACAGGAUUCUGGGAAGACUCAUGCAAAUGAUUUUCUUAAAGAGAAACUGUCCCUUCUCUCAUAGUGACAGUGUGUCAAUCCCUCGCCCCAGGAAACAGUAUUGAAACAUUUACACGGAUGAGGAGUGAAGCGGAGGGAAGUACAGAACAUACUUAUCUGCACAGCACCUCUAGAUGUUAGUGAUGCCAUUAUUCAUUGUUCCGUGAUUGUGCGGACAUUCUCUCAUUAGCGCGCUGGGAUUUGACACCAUUCACAUUUCAGGACAACCGUGUGUACCCAUACAGUAGACAGACAAAUUAUGGAACACUGUUGCCAUAUAUUCCCACUGCACACGCGCCCUGCCAUCUUGAACAAAAACCAUCCUUUUUGAGCACCAAUUUUAGAAAUACAAAGCUGUAUUCUUAAAACUAGUGUCCCUCUGUACUCCCCCUUCAUCCCAUGGCAAUGAAAGGGUUAAAAAAAAAACCCAAACAUUUAAAACAUUGACCUGAUUCCUGCACCUCUGCGCCACUCUCUCACCCUCUUCCAACGAAGAGGAACCUGAUGCACAUGCGCGUCAAACACAGCGCGUGUAUUAGGCCUUCCCCAUAAGAAAUCAUUGCCUUAAUGCUUUCCUAUGGAAACUUGCAAGAGGCUGGAUGUCUUCAUGCAGAGCAUGAGGAAGUCCAUAGUUGUUCCACGGCGUUAAACUUAAAAGCGCCUUGCUGUUAGCGGUAAAUGUAAACAUUGCAGAUUCUCUAGAACUGUAAUGUAUUAAGUUGCAAGGUUUAAUGGUAUAGAGACUCCGCACGCAGAUAACUUGAAUGAGAUGAAUUGGUCUGGGUGCCUGUAGUGUCCCUUCCAAGCAGCACCACUACUUUCUUUGCAAAACCCGAAAAGAUGCUUAUAUGGUAGUGGCUGGGAGGGAAGUAACGAUUAUUAUUGGCGUUUCUAUAGCACCAACAUGUUCUGCUGCGUUUUACAGUUUUUAAAUGGGGAUUUUUGAAAAACAAGUAAUUGAUAAAAAAUAUUAACACAGACAGCAGUGGAAGAAGGCUUUGCUCAAAAAAGCUUGCAAUCAAUGAACGAGCUUAGUUAGAGAAAUAUACUUAGUAACUUAGUUCCUCCGUCUUGCCAUCAAGACUUAUUCACUAUAGAGUGAUUUUUAAAAAAAAUUACUUUUUUUUAUAAUUAAUUUUUUUAAUACAGAGUGAAUUCGAAGCUAAUAAGGGUGGAAAAAACAGUGUACCAGUGUAACUCAAAACAUUGGCCUUGGAUGUGUUUUCUAAUCUAGCUAUUUCGGGCUAAAUUUUUUAAUUCACAGAAACAACACUUCAGUAAACAACCGAGACAGAGGUUAACUCUGAUUAUAUACUUUCUCAUGUUUCCUGCAUUUCCAAAAUAAAAUUUGUUGGGAUGUUUUUGUUAUUUUGUUUCUAUUGCAUUGUACAGUGUUGGCUCUUGGGCCUAGUAGUGGUACUUUAAAUCCCUGCUUGUAUCCCUUCCCCCCACGCCUCCUAAAGCCUUAAUAUCACACUUGUGUAUGUAUUGUUGCCACGGCUGGCUGUGUUUGUGCGGACAGUGUGUGUGAGUAACUCUGGCUGUCUGCCAAUGGGAAGGGGAGGCAUGGAAGGCACAGUCAGAGGGGUUUACAAUUGAGAGACUGGCGGGGGCUGGGCAAAUACCUGCUUAUUGCAGCUUUUAUCUGCACCUAGUACACUGCAUAACUCCCAUACUUGUUCUCUCUCAGCAGGAAAUUCAUGUGUUCAAGUACACAAAAUGUGCAAAUGUUUGUAUGUGCAAACAAUGUGUGGAUGUGCCUGUGCAUACUUACCAGAACACACUUUUUAGUUAGAAUGUUGUUUCUUUUCCUGUGCACUCCCCCUCUUCCCCCCAUAUUUUUUUUCUUACACUGCUGAAGAAAUAGACAGUCUAAAAUAUCCGUGGUAUGCACAUAAUAUAAACUCUAUAAUUGUGAAAAAAAAAUAUAUAUAUUUUUUUAAAUCGGAUGCUAUAAAAAAAAAAAACUCCCAUCAAGUGUCAUUACUGAUAAAAUAAAUAUAUAUAUAUAUAUAUAUAUAUAUAUAUAUAUAUGGAGCAAAACACUUUAUUUCAGAUCCAUCUUCAGAUUUAUGUCCAAAAUAUCAAAUCGUUAAGAGGUUCUGCUUUACUACUUAAGGCACUUCAAUACAGAAUGUGCUUGUUUCUGUGUGAGAGGUGCACCUGUGGAUACUUUCUCCACAAGUCACGUCAAGCGUGAAAAAAAUAAAACCUUUUCUGCUUUUCGUUUACAAAAACAGCAGAUCUUUGAAGCUAGAAGACAAAAUAUGGGGUAAUGGAUUUAAACUAAAAAAAAAAAAAAUGUAUAAAGAGAUUUUUAAAAAAAGUCUGAAUGUUUGUUUUUCUUUAAAGUGGUACUCAAACAAGCGGGUACUACUUAUAAUUUUUGCAGAGUAAAUGUGGAGGCAUAAUUUGAAGAAUAUUCAAGCCGUUUCUGUUUGUUUUUUGAUUCUCCCUAUAAUUAAAGGGAUACUCCAACUCGUAGUCCGACUGGCACAUUUUUAUAGCAUCAAAUAUUUUCUUCUGGGGGCGAAACAGGAAAUUUCUAAAAAUGCCAAUUUCAACACAAAAUACAGAGGUAGCGGCAAGGCAUUAAUACCUCCUUAGUCUUCAUACGAAUUAUUAGACUUGAUCUGUUUUAAAUUGAAAUUUGGACUUUGCAUUAUUUGUUAAUGCAAUGCUUUUUCUUGCUGACAGCUGCCUCAAUAGCUAGGACCGUUGAUGUCAUUUCAUUUGUAGAAAUGCGUAGCAAAUCAGUCUACAUCUUCCAAGCCAACUGUUUAAUGUUCGCUACUAUUUUAAAUAAUUAAAUAUUGCAUUUCCCUGCUGUUUAGGCACAGCGCACAAAAGAGAUUUUUGUCCCAUGAUUUUUCCUGUUCCUAAAUAUUUACCAUGAUAAUAUUUUGGCAUGUAGUUAUGAUCGUGGCUAGGGGUUAAUUGGAAGUUUAGACCUGUGAUAUUUUAGGCUUAAAGGUUUUAAAAUUCUAGAAUGAAAAUUAAUUUAAACAAAAAUAAAAUACGGUCAUUGCUGAAGUUAUGAAUGUCGCAUUGAGAACCUUCUAUUUGAAUCUAAGUUAUCAUUGAGGAGUCCUGCAUCCUAUACAUUAAACAUACUGCAGGGCAGCACUUUUAAUGUAAACAUGGUAGUUAUGGCAUUUUAUAUGCUUUUAUGGUUUAGCCUGCUCAGUUUAAAGCAUAGAUUGGAAAUCUGUCAGAAAACGCUGUGUUUUACACUGCAACUCCCAUUAUCUUCAGCUGGAUGUGGCCUGUUGGGACUUAUACACCAAAUGAUCAGAUCAGGUUUUGGGACAGUUGUUUUCAAUAACUAAUUUACAGCCAGGGCUGUAUGUUCAGUUCAUGAAUGUUAACCCAGCGUCAAAACAGUUACCACAGCCUUGGCAUGUGAGGGCAUGAAACGGGCAGCAUGUAACGGAGCCAAGAUCAGACGGCACAUUCCAAUUCUACCCUCCUACUCGGACACAGCAGCUGGUAUUUAGCUGAGUGUCUGAGGGAGAAUGGGAGGGGGUGGUUAUUGUCCCAAGAGUUCGCACCCUGAGGCUUUGCUGCCUCCCCUUGUCCAGAGGAGGUGGAAAGAAGGUGGCAGUAGGGGUGGGGGCCUGCUUGCAUACCUGACAUUCCUUUCCUCCCUGUGCUCUAUUCUCCCAUGUCAUUAACUUGUUGGAUAUUUUACUCAGUCAUCCCUUCUAUCGCAUUUAUCACAUCUCCCCCUCUGCUGCCUAAUCUCCAGCAUGUGAUACUAUGACUACCAGGGGCAUAGUUUGGGCCUCUAGUGUCUAAUGACCCCUGCUUUGGUCAGAUAUAAUCUUCUCUGACUUAGAGCCCUUUUGAAGCCCUGGUUACUCCACCCGUGAACGUUAGUCCUCUACAGUUUUGCGUUGGUGCACGCUCCUUGGUACUGCGCUGUGUCAGACACAAUGCGCAAUUAAUUGAGGACCAGUUUAGACACAUCUGAGCAAAAUGAGAUGAAGGCUUGCGCUUCAAAGGGCCCAUCACAAUGAAACAUACAGCUAUGUAACAAAAUACUGGCCAAUUUAAUCUGUGCAACAAAAUUGCAGUGCAGACACAAAGCCACACUUUGAACGCUCCUAGCAGAAUUACUCACCAAAGUGUGAAUCCAUAGUUAAAUUAAAGUUUUAGGACUAAAUAUCUUGAAUGUCACAUUCUCCAAGUCAGGUUUUUUUUUCAGUUUUCCCAUUUUGCCCUAAAAUUUGAAAGUCCCUUAAAAUUCCUAAAAGAUUCAGGUUUCAAUAAAUAACUGUGAAAUUUUAACACUCUGUACAUUUUGCAUGUGCCAUGAGGUGGCGCUUCCCUAUGUACUGUCAGGGUAAUUCAUUAAAGUGUGAAUUGUCUGAUAUUCAGGGAGUUUAAAUUUUACGCCAAAAUGUCUGAAUUGGAAAAGUCAUCUUUGUCUCCAGUUAAGCUAUUUGUACUUAAAAUGUAAAAUUUACGUUGGGUUCCUGACGAUCUACAGCUUAUUGAAUCCUCUGCAGGGGUAGGCAAUCGAUCUGGCACUCCAUAUGCUGGGGACAACAACUCCUAUAAUGCUGACAAAGCAUCAAGAAAUCCGUAGUCUACAACAUCUGGAGUGCCGAAGGUUGCCUACCACUGCACCUAGUCAAUAUAUACCUUUUUAAAAUUCUAUUCUUGAUCUAUUUCAUGAUAUAAUUUAACAUAUUCUAAUUCUCUCUUCAGGUCUCUGCAAGGUUAACCUCUGCCAGACAGACAACAUGGACCCAGAAGAUGGACAUUCUGGGGUGAGUUAUGUCCACACAAAGAGUAAUAGACAGACCAUUACAUGAAUUGACCCAUCAAUUAGGAAUCCCUUCCACUCGAUGCACUCAGUGGCACAAGCACUUCAAUUAUUUAUAGAACAUUCCAUUCAGAAUUCAGGCUUAAUCUUUAUUUAUCAGAUUUCCCAAAGAGAGUGGAUAGUUCUCUCUUCUAGCUUUUAUUAAAAAAAAAGUUAUUAAAUGUUCAUGCAGUAAAUUGGAGACUGUUACAAACGGCAAUACACAGUUUGCUUGAUUUGUGUUUUUAUAUGUAAUUAUGUAAUAUCGGAGUGUUAUUUAUGAAAAUAUUCCAUGGAGCUAUAAAAGAAGAGUUGCAGUCUAGAGAUGACAGUUUAGCCUGGAUCUUGCAAAAAGCUAUGUUUCAGUAUUCCUGAUGAGUUCCAAGAUCCUGGUAAAUGACUUGUUGGUUCACCAGGAAAAGCUACAAAGAAGUCCUUUGUGACUAAUCAGUGAGGUAAUCUAUGCUUAUUCUACCAAAGGGGGCUGUGCGACCACAUUUAGACAAACACUACAUUUAUAUGUUCCUGGUGUAUAGUUAGGCCUAACUUUGUGGCUUGGGCACCAAUCCAGAAACACAAAAAAAGGAGUAGCAGAUAUUUAUGACCGUUCCAGAGAAUAUACUUAGUCUAAAUCUAAACGAAACCUCUGAAAUGUUCAACUUUAUAUAUCCAACUUAUCGUCAUUGCUGUCCUAAGUAAGACGUAAAACCUUAGGGACAAAUAGGCCAUUCUGAGGAGGCAAACUCACCCAAGGAAUUGCAGAUGUUAUUACAAUGUUGACCUGUUGAUGAAAGAACAGAUUAACCGUCUCGGAUCCUACAGUGUAGCAUGAUAUUUGAGGUUCUUCAACUUUUGUGGUUGCCUUGAAACCAUGACUUCUAUACAGGGAUGUAUUAUAUUGCUUCUCAGUACAGCUUCUAUAUCUUUACUACCAUAGCCUGCAAACAUGGAAACCUUGAACAAGCUUUUGAAAUAAGUCAUUAUCUUAACCUGGUAGUUUUGUUCAUCAUGAAUUGUCCAUCACGUCAACGAAUAAAAUUGUUCCCUUAUCUGCUGCUGGCACAGAAUCCUUGAUAAUCGCAAAAGAACAAAGUCGUUUUGGGAUUUCCAGUGAUCUGCAUCAUAUUUACUUGCCUCGGAUCGGCGAUACAAACUUCAGUUGGAGAUGAGGGAGAAAGUACUGAUGGAUUUAUCAGGAAUGAUCUACAACAGGAGACAACUAUCAGAUGUUUAGUUCAUCAAAGACUGGAGAUCAACCGGCCUACUUGAAUGGAUUACCCUGGUCAACAAGAACACUCAAAUUGAGUGUUUUCUUGUUUGUUUGACUUUUUAAAUGCUUUGGAUAUUUUGGGCAAGUUCAUAAUGAGAUAAGUGCAGAAGAUUGGGAUAUUAUUAUCUUAUGAAAAAUCUUUGUAACACAAAUCCUUAUAAAGGCCCCGGGACUAGUAUUUUAAAAAAAAAAAAAUUUUUAUGGCCACCAAUACAGCACUGCAAGCCAUCUGCUUAUCGAAAUAAUCAACAAUAGGAUUAUAAUCUCAAUAGAAUCAUCUCAAUAAAAGUAUCAAUUACUGCUUGUGAGUUAGCUGACUUUGGGCUAUUGUUCCCGUCACCCACUAGCUUGAAAUAAUGUACGCGUGAGCACUCUGCAGCUUGGCAGACUGAACUUCUCCAGAUUUCAAGUAUAUAUGAAAGUUUGCUGUGUUUAUCUGAAAGAUUGGAAUGAAACCGGAAGUUCUAAAGGUAAUUAGAUAAAGUUGCAGAGGCGUUAUUAACAUAGAACUCAACUUCAUGUGGUAUUAAGGAAAAAGAAGAACAAAGAUACUUUGGGCCUCGUAAUGUUUAAAACGUGCAAUGAGAAAUGUAAUGGUGAUGCAGGUCCUGUAGAAUAGGUGGUCUUUGCUUUGGGUUAGGAUAGGGUGGAGGUGCCUUUUGAGAGUCUUGUAGAGCUAUGGCUAUUUGUUUAGUAAUAGAGUUCUCUUCCUUUAAAGUUUUGUGUUAAAGAAAUAUGAACCUGGUGAAGCAAAGGAAGCCUACAGUGUCUUUUACAUGUCUUGCAUCUUCAAAAAUUAGAUAAAGAACCAGGCUGACAAUGUUUUUCCUGAAUACAGCAAAAAAUAUUGGACUGUGUAGUACACUCCAAAAACACUGUCCUCUGAUAAAUAUUUUUAAAAAUGUAAUGAUAGAGUUACAGGAUUCAUGGCAGUGCAAGGGGACAUGGCCAGGACUAAUUUUAAAAACGAAAACUUACAGGUCCUUCAUUAUAGGCCUCUCCUACAGAGCGCUGUGUUUGCUCUUUCAGACAGUCUAGUAAUACACGCUUUGCUUAAAAUUUUUUGUAAAACGUUCCUUGCCUUUUAAGAAAUGCAUUUUAUAGUUCAAAAAUUCCAAAUUCUAAACGAUGUUCUAUAUAAACGCAAGAAUACGGAAUUGGAUGAAGCUCUUCCACGUUAUGCGUUGUUUUGUGUUUUUUUGCCUAUGUUUUUAAUUUUGACAAUUCUGAGGGCAGUGCCCAGUGAUUCACUUUGUAUGAAGCUACUCAAGCGAAGUACACUUUUAUUUCAUCUGCAAAAUUGUAAGGAAAACUUUAAUUUGGGAAAACUAUAUUAUUUUUUUUCUCUCUCUGCUGGAAAGGUAGCAUAUUGGUUACAGAAGUCAAGAGGUGACAUGCAAGGGUUACAUUUUAAGAUUUGCUGUCUACAAGAAAUAUUAGCUAAAAAAUAUUAUUUUGGUCAAUCCCAGCAGAAUAGCUUAAUAGGAAAAAUAAGCACUCAAAGCAGUAUCUUUCUGACCAAAUGGUAUAAUUACAAAUAAGGUGUGUACUUGCACAUUUUUUAAAGAUCUGUAUUUCCCUGUUGCAUACACAGAAGUACAAUAAACAAAAUGAAUCCAGAAAUUGCAAAAAAAUAAAAGAAAUGCAAAAAUAGUCUGGGGGUAUUUGUAACCUUUAAAGAAAGAGUAAUCUAGUGGCGGAUCCUCCAAGGGAGACGAUUUAUGUCAAGUACUGAGAACUUGAUGAGAAAAUGAAGAUUUAAUAGUUGUUUUAUUUGCAACUUCAGCCACCUCAUUAAUUUAAAGGGACACGUCAGCUGAACUUAGACAUCCACCCCCCCCUUUUUUUAUUUCAUUAUGUAAAUAAUAUAUUCAAAAUUCCUCCAAAUUAAAAAUGAAAGAAAAAAAAUAUAUUUAUUAUUCAUUUGCUGCAAAUAUAAAAUAUCUUCAGGAAUCAAGAAAUGUCAAUGUUUUCUGAUUUUUGUUUUUAGCGUUUCGUCAAUCUGAUUUGUUCCCCUCCAAAUCUGAACAGAUACUGUAAAGCCUACACAGUUUGGAUUAAUAUAAAGUGUAUUUGUAAUUCGGAAAAUAUGAAAAUACUAAAAUGAAGCUACUAUGCAGCUAGUAGGAAUUUGUGAUGAGUCUUAGGCAAAUUAACUUAAAUUAAAAACCAUAUAUUUUUUGGUCAUUCACAGUUCCCUAUGGGGCAUAACUAAUAUGCCAUCUCCCCCCUCUUAAAACCUGUAAUGAGCUUUAAAACCUACCUGCCAUCCAGCACCAGGCGAAGCUACCAUUGCUGAUCUCCAAUCCCUGUCCGACGACAUCUCUGCACUUGCGCAGUCCAAUCACCGGCCUUUCUUAGAGAAGUCUGUAAUUGGACUGUUUCACCGGCUCAGAGUGUAUGCAUGCACACUGAGCCGGCAAGGAGAGGGGUGUUUGAUGAAAUUUUAAAUAAAAGAAAACAACAACAAAAAACCCUUCCUUAAUGGGGGAAGCGGGAAGGGCCACACAGUGGGAGGGAAGGAAGGAGGGGAUAACCAGCUUCUGUUGCCAGAAUUGACAUAUUGCAGUCCGGAACAGCGUUUCAGGCUGCCAAAGUCACGUGUGCGUAAGUGCAAAUAUUUCUGGAUAUGCACUGGAGUAUUUCAUGCAAAAGCACUGCACAUCCAGUCUCGUACCACCAUGACCACCUCAAAUCACUGAAGUGGUCAUGGUGGUUGAUGUAAUCCUUUAAUAAGGAUGUCUGCACCAUACACAUGCUGUCCGUACAUACAGUACAAGUACUUGUAUGGUCGGAGGGAGGAAGUGAGGUAGUAUUGAAUCCUCCUCCUGAUAUUCAAAAAGGGAGAAUGGGGAUUUUAGCAUCAGGAGACCAGGUAAUGUCGUUAAAAAAGUAUAGAUUAAUUGAAGGUACACUUUGAAGGUACAUUUAAAAGUGUGUUCACUAGUUGAUAUAAUGUGUGCCUUCCUAUACUAUAUAUUUGAUGAAAGAUAUGUGUAUCUUAAGCUGUGUAAAAACAUUCACAUCAAAUGUCAGAAAUGUUACACUUUAAUAUUGAAACCAGGAAGUCCAUAUAGUGAGGCUCUUUCACAAUUUCCAUGCUUGGUAGAAAAAGUCUCAUAUGCAGUUAGCACUUAGCAUUUCCAAUGUCCUGGCUAAGAGAAGGAAUACAAAUGUAUCAGGCUUGCAGCUAUUGCAUUAAAUUAGAUUGUCCACUUUCAAUAACCUUGUUAAUGAAGUAGCUCUGUAGCUGCAUGCUCUAACUGAGGCACCUUUUAAAACCCUAGGGACACUGGUCUGAAUCGCAGCAAAGCCAAUUCAGCCAUUAAUCUUUCCAUGGCGAUGAAAUAAGUAACAUUAAAUUAGGUAAUGGUAAGCACCGUCCUUGGCUAUGAGAGAGAAUUUGCUGUCCUUUUUAUCAUGUGAGAAGACAGUAGUAUCAGAUUAAAGUGAUCUGCGAUUGCAGAUCCGUUAUAUCGCACCCUUUUUAUUCCAUUAAAACGUGCCCUGAAUCAGGCUGAAUUUCUUUCAAUUCAGUACAAAAAUAAACUUCAAUUUUAAUCACAGCUUAUAGUUGUGUUUUAGUGUAUGUGCUUAUCAGUGUUUGGUCCUAUCCGCUAAGCUCAGCAGACGUACAUAUAGCGUGAAUAUGAUCUAAAAAAUCAUGGGUCCAGUUUUGCCCCGUUUGUACGCAUGCAUUGGAACGUUCCCUAGUGUAAUCCAUUUUGUUCCAAAUUUUAUUAUGUACUCAUUUUAUUAUUGUUAUUAAUAGGCUGCUGGAUAUGAACUACCAUUUAUUUUAUUUAUAUAUUGUUUAAUAGAAAAACUCUGUAAAAAAACAACAACAAACAACUCCCAAGGAAGGAAAUUGCCUUAAUAACCUACCAAAAUGUGAUGCAAAAUGUUGAGUUAGAACAAAUAGUACUUGAAUUACAAUUUUAUUUUAGUACAUACAUUACAUUUCCUAGAUUAAUAAUGUAUGUAUUUAUUUUUGUGAAUGCAUCUGGUGUACUUUUUUUUGUUGUUGAAAUUUGGAAAGCAGGAAAUGGCAAACAAUUUAAAUGACGGCCCAGAAUUCCCCUGACUUAAUGAGUUUUACAGCAGUCUGUCAAAAAUCUAUUAAAAUUAUCUCAAACUGUCCUCUUACAAAAUGCCUGAUACAGCAUAGAGACUGGGAGGAUUUAUUUAUUUAGAUUUAUUUUAGGACAUGGGCAUAUGCCAAAAGCAACUUUUGUUCAAAUUCAACAUCACUAUCAAAUUUUUCAAGAUUUGCAGCAAAUAAAUGGCAACCUCUCACUCUUACGUUUUAGGAAAUACCAUACUUCCCCCUACCCAUACAAAAUGCCGUGUAUGCAUGCAUGGCCUGUACUUGUUGUAUACGUUCUAAAUGAAUGUAUAGGCUCUCCUGUAGAGCUGUCUGCAUCUGUUAGCUUGAAAAAACCCAAAAACAAAUAAAAGUUGUUUCAUUCAGGUCUUUUCAUGAAUUAAGUUUCUUGUGACUGCCGAUGAGUCACAUAGCCCAUAUAACUACAGGGCAGAGUUUCACAGGUUAACAGCGUAUAUGACACUCCGUCCCCCUGCAAAUAUGCAGAUACAGCAGCGUUUUAUUAAUUUAUUUGCAUUUAUUGAAAAAGAAUAUCAGUCCCAACUGUGUGUAUAUGUAUGUAUGUAUGUAUGUAUUUGUGUAUAUAUAUAUGUAUGUGUGUAUAUAUAUAUAUAUAUAUAUAUAUAUAUAUAUAUAAGAAAAUUGCAGGUGCACUCAUAGGUCUUGUAUGAAGGUGAUUCUUUUAUUUUCGUAACAUACAAAUGAAAUCUGUCCCAAUCAACGUUUCAACCCCUGUAGGGUCUUUUUCAAGAUCUUUUCAUCUUGAAAAAAGAUCCUACAGGGGUCGGAACGUUGAUGGGGACAGAUUUAAUUUGUAUGUUAAGAAAAUUAAAAAAUCACCUUCAUACAAGACCUAUGAGUGCACCUGCAAUUUUCUUCAUUAUAUAUUUGCACGCUCAGGUUGCACCAAGGCAAGAAAACUGCUAAAUAUUGGCAAAGCGGUGAGUGCUGAGUAUUUAAAUAAUAAUAAUAAUAUAUAUUCAGGAGACUUUUAGGUGAGGUGGAUGAAACGUAAAAGGCCUAAAGUAAUCUCCUGUCAUUUAAUUUGCAUAUACUAUUUGCCAAGAUAAACAUUUUGUUUGUUACCAAAUCAUUUCACCCUUACUCUGAUUUUGUGCUAUGAAACAGCCUGAAAAACCAAUUAGUUUCUUCAUCACGAGCUUGACAUUUUUCUUAAGAAGGGCGUCCAUAAUACACUGCCAAAAGAAUCAAGUAGAACACAGCGCCACAAUAAUUGUAGAUUCAUUGAAAACAAAUUCAGUGAGAGAAAUGAUUACGAUUCCACACUGGAGAACAAAUCCGUAUUGUGUCCAUAAUACACAGCUGUCUGCUUCAGAGAGCCAGGCCUGUUCCAGCCUAGUAGGCCCCAGGCCUUUCUCGAUCUGGCUGGGAAGUCCAUUUUUAAAGGUAUUUUGAGGAAAUUGACAUUUGGAGCAAGUGAAUUUUUUUUAUUUUGCUGCCAUUACGAACUUCAUUUGAACACUGUUCGUCAUGUGUGUUAAUAUUUGUAACAUAUAGCAUAUUCCUGAUGAUUGGAACUGAAAGUCCUAUAAUUCACAGCCAACCAAAAGACUGCAACAUCCUGUCCUGGCGUUAAUUUGUUGUUUUUCUAAAGCCUGCCCACACCUUGUUUUCAGCAUAAUUUAAAGGGACACUAUAGUCACCUGAACAACUUUAGCUUAAUGAAGCAGUUUUGGUGUAUAGAACAUGCCCCUGCAGGCCCACUGCUCAAUCUUCUGCCAUUUAGGAGUUAAAUCCCUUUGUUUAUGAACCCUAGUCACACCUCCCUGCAUGUGACUUGCACAGCCUUCCAUAAACACUUCCUGAAAAGAGAGCACUAUUUAGGCUUUCUUUAUUGCAAGUUCUGUUUAAUUAAGAUUUUCUUAUGCCCUGCUAUGUUAACAGCUUGCUAGACCCUGCAAGAGCCUCCUGUAUGUGAUUAAAGUUCAAUUUAGAGAUUGAGAUACAAUUAUUUAAAGGACCACUCUAGGCACCCAGACCAAUUCAGCUAAUGAAGUGGUCUGGGUGCCAGGUCCCUCUAGGAUUAACCCUUUUUUUUUUAUAAACAUAGCAGUUUCACAGAAACUGCUAUGUUUAUAAUAGGGUUAAUCCAGCCUCUAAAGCCUCUAGUGGCUGUCUCAUUGGCAGCCGCUAGAGGCGCUUGCGUGAUUCUCACUGUGAAAAUCACAGUGAGAACACGCAAGCGUCCAUAGGAAAGCAGUGCGGCUCUUGCCGCGCAUGCACAUUUAGCCGAAAGGGAGGAGAGGAGGAGGAUCGGAGGCGGAGAGUCCCCGCCCGGCGCUGGAAAAAAAGGUAAGUUUUAACCCUUUCCUCUCCCCAGAGCCGGGCGGGAGGGGGACCCUGAGGGUGGGGGCACCCUCAGGGCACUAUAGUGCCAGGAAAAAGAGUAUGUUUUCCUGGCACUAUAGUGGUCCUUUAAGGUAAAUUACAUAUGUUUGAAAGUGAAACCAGUUUUUUUUUUUUUUUCAUGCAGGCUCUGUCAAUCAUAGCCAGGAGAGGUGUGGCUAGAGCUGCAUAAACAGAAACAAAGUGAUUUAACUCCUAAAUGACAGUGAAUUGAGCAGUGGAAUUGCAGGGGAAUGAUCUAUACACUAAAACUGCUUUAUUUAGCUAAAGUAAUUUAGGUGACUAUAGUGUUCCUUUAAGCAGGAUUAUUCACUAAUAUGUGAAUUUCUGGGAAUUUAAAGUGAAUUUAAGAUUUAGGCUUAUGGGAAGUGAAAACAUAGCCGACAUAAAGAUAACGUUUCAGUUUGCUGUUUUUCACCUAAAAUCUUAAAUUUACUAUGAACUCUGUUAACAUUUCAGAGAAUAAACUUGUAAGUCGGACUCUCCCUCAAAUUUGUAUUUUCUCGGAAGAGAAUAAACACAUUGUUUUUUUUAUGCCAAAUAUAUUUUUUUGUUUUCACCGCACAGGGUUUCCAUUCUAUGGGCGCCACCUCGAUCAUCGGAGCAGAAGAUGAAGACUUUGAGAAUGAAAUUGAAGCGGUCAGUUGUUCUGGUGGUUGGGGUAAUUGUGGGGGAGGGGGGUUGUUUUACGGGUUCAUGCUAAAUAGUAAUUGUAAUGGAUGAACAAGAUUUACCUUGUGUUCUGAUAUGCUAGAUGGUUUAAUCCACUUGAGGUGUCUGGGUGCCAGGGAGACCCCAGUUUAUAUCAAACUGUACCCCUGUGAUUUGGCAUUAAAACAGUAGAAAGAGCCAGGCUACGUUAGGCAACAUAACCACUUCAGCAGCCAUUUUGGAUAUGUAUUGUAUACUUCUCCAUACCCUGCCCUUUUACCAAAAUAAAUAUAUCACUUUUUAAUGUAACCAAUGUAAUGAUUUUUGCUGAUCUAAAAUACGCAAAGUAUGUUAAUUUGAGUCUCACUGAAUCUGUAUGAUUUUUGAGAGUAACCAUGAUGAUACCUCUCCAUGCAGUUUCCUUACACUCGGUCUCUCUUCACCCCUGGUAACGGUUUCUUUCUCCCCAUAUAGAAUGUGGAAGACCACAACAGCCCUUUCCAGAACAUCGAACUUGUAAAAGAUCAUCCGGCGUACAUCAUGGUUUUUCUCCAUCAUGUGGUGCUGCAGUUGGACCCGUGCCCAUUGGUAAGAGAAGCCAGGGGGUACAUUGCCAAAAUACCCAUCCUGCUUUCCCCUGCAGCCUGCCUGUUUGGAAUACUCCUUGUUGCAUUUUGCCGGGUGGGAGUCCGUGGUUUGCACAGAAUAGCCGUUACUGCACCGUGCAUGGCCGGAGUAAUUGUUAUUGCUUCAGUCAAUCCUUGGUGCCGUAUGAAAUGUUGUUUUGCAUGAAAUGUCUCAUGUGGCGCCCUGUAGUGCAGAGCCCAGUUUAAGACCUUGGAAAUGGUCUCCCAGCUUAUCUUCCAUUAACACUCACUACUGUAAGAUAAUUAUAUCCCAGCAUGCACCUGGUAGUAUGAGCCACUUUAGGCCCUUGCUGUUUGGCAUAAAUUACUUUAAGAGGUUUAGAUCCCAGCAUGCACCUGGAAGGAUGAGCCACUCUAGACCCUUGCUGUUUGGCAUCCCAGCAUGCACCUGGUAGGGUGAGCCACUCUUGGGCUCUUGCUGUUUGGCUAAAAUUACUGUAAGAGGUUUAUAUCCCAGCAUGCACCUGGUAGGGUGAGCCACUCUUGGGCUCUUGCUGUUUGGCUAAAAUUACUGUAAGAGGUUUAUAUCCCAGCAUGCACCUGGUAGGGUGAGCCACUCUUGGGCUCUUGCUGUUUGGCUAAAAUUACUGUAAGAGGUUUAUAUCCCAGCAUGCACCUGGUAGGGUGAGCCACUCUUGGGCUCUUGCUGUUUGGCUAAAAUUACUGUAAGAGGUUUAUAUCCCAGCAUGCACCUGGUAGGGUGAGCCACUUUUGGGCCCUUACUGUUUGGCUAAAAUUCCAAAUCAAAAAGCAGCACUAGCCAGCCGUACCAUGAAAAUAUAAUUUGAUGUUCUUUUAUUCAAUGCUGCACUUGGACAAUCCACUGGUGGCUCAGAGGCUCUCCUAAAUGCAGGAGUCUCUAAACAGUACUGGCGUGGCUUCCUCAGUUACAUUUUGUUUUCUCUCUUUUUCAUGCUGCUUUCAGAUGCCCAGCUCCUUGAAAACAGGUGUGUGUGGGGAUGUACUGGUCAGAUGUAAAAUCAAUACCUAGAUCAUUCAUUAGGUCACGGGUAGACAACCUUUACCAUAGUGGAAGCGUUUUGGACUACAUCUCCCAUAAUGCUUUGCUAGUCUUCUGGCUGACAAAGCAUUGUUUACGACCAUGCUGCCGUAGGUGAUUGUCAGUAUUGUUUGUAUGACAGACUGUGUGGGUCGUGCAAUAAGCUGAGCCUUUUUUUGCCAAAUCAAUGUGUUGCAUGCUGUCUAGCGGCGCUACCCUACAUAAAUCUAUUUAGAAUAGGAAAAUAUUGCAAUACGUUAAAGAACUUUCCCUGCAAAUUUUCUUUUUGAACAUAAGAUUCUGUAAUGUUAUUGGGACAGUUUGCUGUACUGAGAGGUGGCAGAGGUUGUGUGCUGUGUUUAUAGUGUGAGCUGUUAUGCAUAUUUGGAGUGCUAGAUCAGUAUUUAAGGUAAAGCAGAUACUCUGCAGGCAUAGGGGGUAUCUGGGGAACACUGUGCUGAAAGGGGAAUUAAAUGCAUGUGCACUUCCUGUGGGUAACACAUGGAUUGCAGCUUUUCUCUUUGUGGUACGCAAAUUAGCAGAUUAUGAUAUAUUUUGACAUGAGGUGUAGGUUUCCUGUCAGCAAAAUAUACACAUAUAGGGGUUCUGUCAUGGGGUUCAGGUGGCCUGUCAGCGGUUAAGACAUGGGAAGCAGAUGUUCUGGGUGCUGUAAAUAGACUUGGGAUGCUGGGUCCUGUAUGCGGUUAUUAGACAUGGGGUGAAGAUGUCCUAUCUGCAGUGGUUAGACUUGGGGUGCCAUUGUCCUGUCAGUGGUAAUAGAUAUGGGGUGCAGGUGUCCUGUCUGCAGUAAAAAGACUUGUGGGUAGCUGCGGUUUCUCUGGGAGGCUUGCAGAAUGCAGGAGCCCUAUCUAUGGUAAGGGUGUGAGGCACUCUUUGUGGGAAGGGAUUUCAGAUGGAGGUUCCCUUGACUGUGAGGUGACAUAGGAUGGAGGGACAUUGUCUAUAGGAAAGGGUGGGUUGGAGAUCCACUAUGUCUCUGAGGACCUAUAGGAAGCACAGCUACCUUGCUUUAGUGGUAUAAGGUGCAGGGACACUGUCCGUGGCAGGGUGGCAUGAUAUGCAGGUUGCCUGUGAAUAUGAGACCUGUGGGGUAUACAGUGCAGAUGUCCUAAAUGGAGGAAUGAGUUGCAUGUGGAGAUUUAGCAUGAGAUGCAUGUGAUCCGGGCACAGGCUGUUCACACUUUAUAAUCAAUAUUUUACUGAAUAUGUUGUUGCUGUUUGCGUCGGACUAAUUCUCUUUCCUGACAUCACUUCCUAGCUCUGCUACCUGCAUGCCGAUAUCAUAAAGAACCUUUCGGUCAAAGAGGGGAAGAAAUUGUUUACGGAAUUCUGCUAUACCUUCAUGAUGAAAGGAGCUGUGAGUAUUCAACGCACAGAUUUUAUUAUCACAUAUCGGAUGGACUUUUGAAUAAAAACACUUACCUUUCAAACCCUCUCCGAGAGGUGGGGCCAAACAUGACAGGGGAACACUGUAGCAUUUGAAAUAUAUGUUUGUAUUCUUAACACUAUGGUAUUCUCUUAACUUACAAGUAAGAUUGAAAUAUUCACUCUGCUCUGGACUGCGGACUGUCAUGCAGCACUAGACUGGAUUACUGUGUUCCAAAAAAUAGCCCUGUAGCUAGCUGAUCAUCAUGGUUAUGCAAUCUGCUGUUUAGCCAUCACUGCCCUACAGUCUGUCCUUUGAUUUUUGGUUAUUUAUUAAGUAUUGUUUAUGUCUCUUGUUCCUCAUUCUGCUUUGCCUCUUGGGUACACUGUGGCUAGUGAUGUAGCAACUUCUAUUUUAGUAUUCGCUCAGUAUUACAUUUUAAUUUGAAAUAAAUACAAGGUUUCAUAGUAACCUUACGUCCUGUACAGAGCUGUGAUCAGAGUUGUAACUUUAAAAUCUUGUUUCCAGGUCCUACGCACCACGGUGCCAACCAGCGUUUCCUUCGAACUGGGUGAGUUUAUUCUUUCAUGUUCUCAAUACAGGUAUUGUCUAGAAUUGUGUGUGUCGCCCAUUUAAAUGCAGUGAUUUAAUUCCUGAAUAUAUGCUUUUACUACAGUCAAAAGGUUUUUUAAAGAGUAAAUUUAUUUUUUACCCAACAUCAUCUUACCCCCUCAAUCUCACCAAACACAGUUUCUUCCCCCUCUACCACAUUCCAACCAGAAACAUAUCUCCUAAUUUCCACCACACACCCUCUACCUUUUCUACCUCAUUCCCACCAUCACCCUCCCUACCACUUUCACCUCAUUCAUGCUACCACACCCUCUCUAUACUUUCUACAUCAUUCCCACCACACACCCUCUCUGUCCUUUCUACCUCAUUCCCACCAUACACCCUCUCUACCCUCUAAACCUCAUUCCCACCACGCUCUCUCUACUCUUUCCAACUCAUUCCCACCACACACCCUCUUUACCUUAUUCCCACCACACACCCACUCUUCCCCCACACCUCAUUCCCACCAUACACCCGCUCUACCUCAUUUUCACCACACAUCCACUCGACCCCUCCACCUCAUUCCCACCUCACACCUUUUCGACCUCUAAACAUCUUUCCCACCACACACUCAUUUUCACUACACAUCAUUCCCACCACACACACACACACACACUCACUCUACCCCUCACCUCAUUCCCACCACACGUCCUCUCUACCCCUACACAUCGUUCUCACCACACACACUCUCUACCUCAUUCUUAACACACACCCUCUCUACAUCCUGCACCUCAUUCUUAACACACACCCUCUCUACCCCUCCACCUCAUUCCCACCACACCCUCUCUACCCCUCCAUCUCAUUCCCACCACACCCUCUCUACCCCUCCACCUCAUUCCCAAAACACCCUCUCUACCCCUCCACCUCAUUCCCACCAAACCCUCUCUACCCCUCCACCUCAUUCCCACCAAACCCUCUCUACCCCUCCACCUCAUUCCCACCACACACUCUCUACCCCUCCACCUCAUUCCCACCACACUCUUUCUACCCUCUUCAACUCAUUCCCUCUGCACACCCUCUCUACCCCUCCACCUCAUUCCCACCACACCCUCUCUACCCCUCCACCUCAUUCCCACCAAACCCUCUCUACCCCUCCACCUCAUUCCCACCAAACCCUCUCUACCCCUCCACCUCAUUCCCACCACACACUCUCUACCCCUCCACCUCAUUCCCACCACACUCUUUCAACUCAUUCCCUCUGCACACCCUCUCUAUCCCCUCCACCUCAUUCCCAUCGCACACCUUUCACCUUAUUCCCAUAUAGUUCGACAGAUUGAGAUUAUAAAAUAUGCCUAUUGUUAUUACAGAGCUAUAAUGUAAAAUGAAUGAAAGUCACUGAACUGGGACAAUGAGCGGGUAGAAAUGCAUUUAAAUCAUUGCAUCCAAAUGGUCAGGUUUAUUGAUGAGAUUGCCCCCUGCUUUGGUGUUUAGUUAUAGGGUUUAUAGGAUGUAAACAGGCCGUGGGACUUCUUUCUUUCUGAAGCUGCAGUCUGUGUGCUCUAUCUGACUGUACAAACUCAGAUAACUUCGGGAAGAAAUGUUACGAAACUGAUAAGCAAGUAGCCGGAAUCUUCAUGUAGCCUGUCUCCAACCUUACACAUUCUCUGAGUGUCUGGAGCCCUCUCCUGGUCACUAGCAGCAAUGCAGCCCGUAUGUGCCACAUCUUCAUUUAAAUACCCAUGAUGCCUAUCUCACUGAAAGGGGAGGGGGGGAUAUGUUUAGUUUACGGAAUUUGCAGAAUGCCUUGCCGCCCUUUCAUUAAAAAAGCCAUAAUAAGCAGUAAUUUCCAUACAACUUAAUUCUCUGAUCAUGUUAGAAACUGACUUCUAAAAGGCAGACUUAAGAUGGAUAUGAUUACAAUGUAUCAGCCAUUCAAAAAAAAAUCUCAAAUCUUGCAACACUAACAGCGUUAUUUCCUAAAGUGAGAAUUCAAAGCGACUUUCAAAUUUAAGGUCAAAGUAGCCAAACUGGGAAAAAUGAAUUUGUGCUUUCCAUUCAGAUACUCAAAUUUAAAAUCCAGUUAGAAUUCACCCUGAAUUUUGACUUUAGUAAAAAACACUGUAAAUGAGAUCCAACAUAUUAUCAACCAGAUUUUUUUAUUUUUUUUAAAUCCUCCUUUCUUUCACUCUGCCCGACCCCACGUUGCAAACGGAGUCUCUCUGCCAUUCUAUUAUUCUUCACUGCCAUGGUAGACUUCCUUAAAUUGUUCUGAUUGAAAGUAUGUUAAAGGCCAGUCAGAUGCUUGAUGAAAGAUUUGUUUUGUAAUUCCCAGCUCACCAGGCUAAUAGCCAAAUCAUUCUCCUCUAUGAAUAAAACUGAAAAAAUUCAGGUGUCAAUGGCACUUACUUAUAUAUUAUUAUUUUAUUAUUUAUAUGGCGCCAUCAGAUUCCGUAGCGCUGUACACUGGGUGGACUAACAGACAUGUAAUUGUAACCAGACAGCUGGACGUACAGGAAUAGAGGGGGUGGAGGGCCCUGCUCAGUGAGCUUACAUUCUAGAGGAUAUAUAUAUAUAUAUAUAUAUAUAUAUAUAUAUAUAUAUAUAUAUAUAUAUAUAUAUAUAUAUAUAUAUAUAUAUAAACUAUCAAAGUGCAAUAGCUCAAUACAUACACCAUAAUACUAUAAUACUAAGGUGCCUUAUAUUUGGUAUAAAUCCUGCUACUCUUUUCACUAGAUGGCUAUCGUAUACCAUAUAUUGCGAAACUAAACAAACAUUGAUUCUCCCAAUUAAAGCCCCUUUUCAGUAACGUGAAUGAAGUGAUUCCUACACCAAAAUGUCUGCUUUCAUCCUCUUACUUAUGGAAGUAAACAUGUGAUGAUCUGCUUAUUGUUACGUCCUUAGUAGUUAAAGGACAGCUAGAAUGCUUCGUCGAUACUCGGCACUAUUGAAAAGACAUCAGUAGUGCAGGAUCCUGCAGAGUUUAUAUGUGAGGCACUAGACACAGUUAAAAAGAAGUUUAAAUGAAGUGGCUCUCUUGUCCAUGUCUCCCGUCACAGAUCGCACUAGGCCAGAGCUUUUCACCGAAGACACACAGAAGAAAUUCCUCCGUGAAGUUCAGAGCUACCAGAUUCCGGAGAUCAGCAGGCAGCUCGAGGACUUCAGGUGCAUAUUGGACCAUCACAGAACAUAGCAAGGGCUAUUUACUAAAAUGUGAACUAUUGGCAAUUCUCAAAGUAGACUAAAUUUUUUAAUUUGUUUACUUUGAAGUCUUGAUUGCUCCCACUUCUGCGAAUAACAGAAGUUACAAUGCAGAUUUUAUUUAUUUAUUUAUUGGUCAUAUUUCAUCUUUUUUUUUUUUAAUAUAAAGUCUUCUAUAGUAAUGUAAAAUAAAUAGCAUCCAAGCUCUAUAAGAAUUGGUUACUUUCUCUGCAUGUAAUGCUGUUAAAGUUUAAGGAGAUACAAAUUAUCUCAAACCAUUUCAACAUCUUAUAUGGCGCAAACUCUGACUAUUAGGUUUUAAUUUUUUUUCAUUUUAGUUUAGAAUUUUUGUGAUCCGCUUAUAUCACAUAUCAACCCAGUGAUGUAAUGGGCAUCUGUCCGCUAAUCUUGUUUGUGCUUCUUUUUUUUUCUUUUCUUUUUUUUUAUCUGGCUGUUUGUCUGGGCAGGUCAAAGCGGGUAUUGGGUAUGACCCCUGGGGAACUAGAACUCAAUGAGCUGGAGUCUUAUCGAACAAGCGAUCGACAUAUCCUAGAAUCCAAAGAAAAGCAACUGGCAGAACAGCUACUCGCACGGCUGGAUGAGGUCCAGUGAGUAUCUCCAAAUCUUUUUGGCUAAUUCCGUUGAUUGUAUCCAAAAUGCUCGUUUUUUUUACUGGAAAAAGGGUAGCAAGGGCUUAAAAAAGUGUUUUUUAAACAAUUUCUUAAAGAAAUAAAUACUAGAAGCCAUUUUAACUUAAUUAGCAUAUUUGCUAGUCCUUAUUAAAUUAUUUCAUCUGUAGUGAUGUCCCGAACGGUUCGCCGCGGACUCAUCAUUGAGUAAACUUUGACCCUGUACCUCACAGUCAGCAGACACAUUCCAGCCAAUCAGCAGCAGGCCCUCCCUCCCAGACCCUCCCACCUCCUGGACAGCAUCCAUUGUGAAGCUGCAUUCUUAGUGAGCUGUCCAGGAGGUGGGAGGGUCUGCUGCUGAUUGGCUGGAAUGUGUCUGCUGACUGUGAGGUACAGGGUCAAAGUUUACUCAAUGAUGAGUUCGCGGCGAACCGUUCGCGGGCGAACCGUUCAGGACAUCACUAUUCAUCUGUUUGACUAAAUCUGAUGUAUUCUGAAAGCUUCAGAAGACGGUUAGCUGGGAGAUCAGAAUUGAACAGUUAAUGUUAUAACCAUGCAGAACUUUCACGAAAGCACAAAGCUGUGUUUUGAUGAGAAAUAUAAUAAUCCUAAAACCAAAACUGUUCUAUAAACACAAAACUAUUAUGCUGGGGAAAAAAAAUGCAAAUAUAUAAAAUAUUGUCCAUAAAGCAUUCUCCUGCUCUUAGUUGUAACAUAGCUUUUGGCAUUAAGAAUAUAUUGACAGGUGAGGGGAGAGGGGUCAUAUCUUUUUGUCAAUCAUUCUUUUAUUGAGGUAAUCGAAGGAACAUUACAGAAAGAAAAGCGAGUUUUAGCAAAUAAACACAUGUCAUAUAUGCAAGAAGAGUGCAAUAGUACAUAAACUCCGGAAAUCACAGUGCAGUAACAAGAGAGGGAAAACAAGCUUAGAGACUCAGUAGAGUAGUUGGCAUCAUGUAAUAAUAAGCUAGGCUGACAUGUUGGAGCAUAUAACAGUGCAACUUUAGAAAAGGAUAAUCAGGCAUAACACUGAGUCAAGUUAUAUGAAUUCAUAUCGUGUCUCAAGCGUAAUAAGCCACUGGGACCCGGAACAUUGAGUAUCAGGUAGCGUCUCUUUCCGGUAGUGCCGAUAUGUAGUAGAGAGGCAUCUGUUAAGUGCAGACCAGGAGUCCCACUUUCAUCCAAUUCCCGCACUGGGCAUGGAGAGUAUUGAGAGAAGAAGGUGACCAAGGGCAGCGGCUUUGCGGAGGCGAGGAGAGGUUCCCUCCCCCCAGCCCUAGGCCAGUGUAAAGGCCAACAUCCAUGUGCCAUGAGCUCGGGUCCUCUGAGUCCGAGACCUUCCCAUAUCAGGCGUGAUGGAAUGCCCAGUUGUUCUGCCGCCAAAUCCAGCUGCGGGUUGUCUUCCAGCGAUGUGGCCAAUGCUUCUAGGAUCAAACCCAUGGGGGGCCUUCGGCCUAGGUAGGCGAACAGCAAGUGCUGUGCCUGAGAGAGACCCCCUCAACUCCCAAACUUCAUUCCUCUUCACCUCUCUCCGAGGUAAGUAUGUUGUGGGAGCUGUGCAUACCUGGAUCUCAUGCCGCAGUUUUGACCAAAAUCUAAAAAAGGCCCUGUCCAGGUGUUCUUCCCAUGUUGCCCAUGAGGCAGUAGUCUGGAUUGUCGUUUGGCGCCAUAAGAGUUCUCCACGGGAACCAUAGGUGAGAGCCAUAGGAGUACCUCACGGGAACCCUCCUCUCUGUAUGAAGGAAGUGAGCCAUGACCUCAGUAGGCACCUGGACAACACCCACCAGGGGCAUGCUGGGUACCUGACACUGACCAGGGAGCAUGGAGAGCAGCCUUUUCUCCCUGCCCCAGUCGCCCACAGGCCGCAGCUUCGGUCCACCAUAGAUCUGCCUACUGCCGUCAUUAAUAUUACGUAUAAAUAGUUCUCAAGGUACUCAGGAGGGUAUAGUCCGUGUUUAAGCAGAGGUGAGCAAUGAUUUUGCAGAGAAAUUGGAUAAAAACAGGCUUCUGUACACAGUGCUCAGCUUAGGCACGUGUUCCUGGCUCGGCAGUCGGGCCCACCCGACUUAUUUUUAUUUUUAUAUAUAUUCCCAAGAACCGAGCACACAGUUUAGUUCAUCCGUGCUUAGCUGGUGCAGGAACGAGCCGUAGUUAUACCAAAAAAGAAGCUGCACACUUUCUGAAAAUUUUAAAUUAAACUUUUUGCUACUUUUUAUUAACUUAAAAAGCUAAAGAAAUUGCAACAUUGUGAUUAUACAUAGAUGUAUUGAUGAUAUCUGAUUAUCUGCUUCUGAAUUUCAUAAUGCAAUACAAAGUUUGAUUUAAAAUUUCCAGCGAAUGCGCGUUUACUUUUUUGAGAUAGAUGUUACAAUGCACACGUUGAAGGGAAAAUCAAAAUUGCAUUUAUUGCCAUUUAUUUAUUAUUAUUAUUAUAAUAUUUAAUUUGAAAUUUUUUUUUUACCUCAUAAAAGAUAAUAUAAUAUUUAAAAAUAAAACUAUUCACUCACUCUGAGUGUCCCAGUAUUGCAGCAAUCCUCCAGUUUCUAUUUUUCAAUAGGAACCAUUUAUGUGUGAUUAUAAACGUGCCUUUAUUGCCCUUGUGUAAACGUCUAACCCAACAAGAACAGGAAGACUCUAUGCGUGGAUUUACGGGAAGUGGAUAAAUGUUUCCUUUACUCUUGGAUGCGCCAGGCUCAUGGGUUGGGCUCUGUGUGGUAAUAAACUUUUUUUUUUAAACGUAUCUUUGCAAAAAUGAUUCACUUAGUAUAAAGUAAAAUGUGUGUGUGUUUUUCUUUUGGGGUGGUCGGGCAGGGUUUGCAUAGUCCACUUGUAUUUUUCAACUUUUGGUUCACAUAGUGUCUAUUUUUAGUGUAAGUUGUCAUUAAACUGCCGGGAAUAAAACGUAACUCUGUUGUACUGUACACAGAAACUGUGCCGUGAUCUACCGUAUUUUACCAGCUUAGGCUGGUAAACGAGCUUCUCAGACAGGAAGGGGAACUAACUUGAAAGAGAUUCUGAACGGAAGGGUGGUGUCAGGGUCGAGCAGCAAGUUCACUUGAGUGAGAGAUAUGGGGAGGGAGUGAUCUGCCAAAAUGGAAAUGCUGUGUGUACAGAUUCCUACAGACUCAGUCUACUUUUAUUAUCUGUGUCCUGUUCAAAGGCUCUGCUAAAAACAAGGGUUUGGGUGGGUGUGUGUGUGGGGGGGAGAUUUGUUAAUUAUACUCCCAUCAGCCAGCAUAAAGGUUAUGAACUUAAAUCCCUGACUCACGUUCCAAUUGAAAUCAUUCACCAUCUAAAAGAAUUUCACCUCCUUAAUUUUCAGGAGUACGUCUGCUGGUAUUGAAAGUCCUCUUGAAUAUUUAGGGCAGCAUUGUUAUUGCCCCCUAUCUUAUAUUAUCACAUCUAUUGCUCGUUGGUCGUCUGUCUUUUAGAAAAUAACAGGCUUACUCUUAUUAUGGAAAAUCUCUCUUAGUAAAUAGCUCGCACUGGUGUCUGGCUCUAAAGCUUUUUCUGUGCAGCACUCAACGCCAUGUAACGAGAACAGACAGCGUGUUUUAUUGUUUAGCAGGGAAUCCCAUUUUUCCCACCGCCCCCUAUUGAAAAGUCCCAGAGUGAAUCCAUUUCCAGAUGUGCAGCUAUUUUUAUCUCAGCCUGUCUAAUAUGAGCCAGUGGUGGGAAUCGUAGAUUCAGAAAUUCAUUCUACAUCAGUAUUGGGAGUAUCCCUAAAACCAUUUAUUGCCAACUUUAACUGCUGCAAGGUUUAAAUAAUACUUUGACUUAUAUUGGAGUGACGUUGCCUGUGAUCACCAAGGAGUUAAUGCUCAGGAAGUGGUCUUGGACCCUAUAAAGAGUCAGCGUCUGUUCUUAAUACAAAACAUAUGUGCUGACCCCCUUCCCAACCGCCCUCUGUCCUGUCUUUCACGGAGUUGCAUCAUCCUGCUUGUGGCGGGGUAUAUAAUGUCUGCGUUGCAGCUCUUGCCCUCACUCAUUGUCCCGGGACUUCGAGAAUUUUGUAGCGUCUCAUAUACCAUGAUCUGCAGGAUAAACCGCGCCUCACUCACUCACUGCAAACAUGAUCUUCUGCCGGUGAGUGCUUAACGGCCAAAUCGAAACAUUUCUCUCUAUUUAUAUAAUGUGUUGCAGGCUUACAAUAUGCAUGUUUAAAAGUGUAUCAAUUCUGAAUGUAGGUAUGUAUAUAUUCAUAGUUAGACAUAUUGAUUGUGUAAUAUAGAGAGCAGGAAGGAUGCAGAUAUAAAGAGUCAAUAUAAGGAAUAAAGGUCUGGGUGCACGUGCAGACGUGGCUGUGUUUUGGGAUUACAGUGUAGAUAAAGUGGUGUACACAAGGUGGUGUCCAUGAAAAAAUGUGUGAAGGUAAAAGGGUGUAAAUGUAAAAAAGGUCAUGCUGAGCUAUAAGAGUGCAGGUGUGCGCAGGAUAGUAUAUAGAGGGCAGGUAGAUGUGGGGUUUGUCUUUUGAGGGUAAAAGAUGUGAAGGGGCUGCUUUUUAGUGCUGCAGAUGAGGAGAUAGGUGUGUGUGUUUCCAGGCGUUCAAGAGUUGAGAUGCAGGUGCAUUGUGUGUGUGUGUGUGUGUGUGUGUGUGUGUGUGUGUGUGUGUGUAAUUAUAUAUUUUUUUUAUUUUUUUUUUCUGGUGUUCACUAGCAGAGAUGCAGGUAUAUUCUGUGUGACAUACAGGUGUCUGUGUUUGAGGGGCUGGUAUAGUUUGUGUGACUGAGAGGUGUAUAUGUUUGUAUUCUUGUGUUGUUCUGGAGGAAUCUGUUAUGAAUGUAGUGUAUGUGUGAAGGGUGUUGUACAAGUUUGUGUACGUUAAAGUAUGCAAAAGUAAAAAUACUUUUGUCAAGGUGGAAAAAUAGCGCAGGUGAGGCCAGUCAGAACUACAACUCCAAUGAUGCCACUCCCGUUGCUGCACAAUAUAUGAUUACCUCAAAGCCACAUAACACAAUAACGCUAUAAUAAAUCAAAUCUAGUGAAUAAUUGUGUGUUUGUACAUUAUAUUGAAGGAUAUAAUUUCUCUUGCACGUCUAGUUGGAUCACUGCUCCCAUGAUCCUUUGCCAGACUGAAAGCUGCAAGGGACUGGCAAAGCUUAACGGCAUCUGUAACCCAAAAAAGGGUUAAUUAAUUUCAAAGUCAUCUGCUGCAAUGGCUUUUACAUUUUCUUGUCUUACAUUGUUUAUUUUUCUUUACAGCCCCACCAUCAGUACCGACGAGGACAAAAGGUAACAAUCUGUUUUGAUUGUGUGCUUGCGUGUGUGUAACCUUCCCACCCUUUACCAGGGAAUUGGUUGUUUACCAUGUUCUGUAUUCUUAAGCAGCACUUUAACUCCAUAUCUGAGAACUUCUGCUCUAAAUGUGGUAGGAUUUCUGAAGCUUUAAAUAUCCAAUGACACUUGGCAUGAAAUGGAGAUUAGGUUAACGUUCUCUAAACAUUUGUCAAACUUUUUAAAAUUGCCCUUUUUGUCUCCAGUUCUGCAGUUUUUUGUGCCAUCGUCACCUAUAUGAAGCAUCUUGGGGUGAAGACCAAGGUGGCGGAUAGCAAGAAAUCAAAGGGUAUCUUCUUUAGGAAAAAGGUAAGGAUCAUUACUUUAGCAAAACCUUAAAGGACAGGAAGUCAUUAACAUUCGAUGUUCCACAAACCUAGCAAAAUAUGGCUUUGAAUUUUGAGAGUUGUGGUCCAGAUUUUCAGAAGGUCAUGAGUUUCCAUCCCUGAAGCCGUCACUUCUUGUUGCCUUGUCUUUCACCAUAUUAAAUCCUGUGUCUUCCAAGUCUUUGAGUUUUAACGAUGGUCUUCUUGUCCAUAUUCUCAUAGGUUUCUUCCAAAAAACCAGAUGAAACUGUAAAAACCAAGAAAACCUUCAGCAUCUUGGAUCCUACGCGCUGGAAAUCAGGAGAAUCUCAUAGUGAGUAGUUGGAGCUUUGCAGUGUAUUGAGUUGAUGUUGAGGUCAUUAGUUGCAGGUCUCUGACACCCACUUAAUUCUCUCUAUCCUACUUACCAGUCUCUUCUUUAUUUAACACAAGAAGAGUCAACAUUUCCUCCAUAUAGUUCUUGAUUAACUCGGGUGAUUCAUUUUUAUUGGCUGUUAUUUACAAGGCUUCCUUGCUCCUUGCUUUUCUUUUUGUUUACGGUAUUACUCAAUUUCUCCUUUUAUUUUCAUUUUGUUCGGUGAUGCUCAAUCGCAUUCACCCUAUUGUUUUGUCCUCUGCAAAAACACUUUGUCUUGCAUGGUUGUAUUUUCCAAGACAUUGUUUUAUGAGUGAUCCUCUUCUCAAACACUACCACUUGCCUGGAUCUCCACUGUCAAACUGCUCCUUUCUGGGAUCCUUUUUUUCACACUCCUCCUUCUUGCUGAGUUCCUUUUUUGCCUGGACCUCCUCUAUCACAUAUUCCUCAGUUUUGUUUUUUUCCCUCUUGUCCUGCCUUCUCUCUCUUUUGCAAUAGUUCUCUUGCUUUUUCUUCCUGUCACAUGGAGGCUCCCUGCAUGCCAUCUUUCAAGCUACCCUGGUGUCCGGGGAUCUGCAGGGUGUACGGGUGGCCUCUUUCUACCCUGGCUUGUCUUCAUUCCAAUUUUCUUCCCCUCUCCGCUUCCCCCAUGUUUUUCACAGGUGUUGACAACAGACCGUCCAAGUCUGAGCCUGAAGGUACCUUCCACAUCAGACCUACUAGUCUUCACCCAACCUGUUCUCACGUUACAAAUAUUUCUUCAGUCAGCCAAGCAGCAUGAUGGAAUGUAUCAAUGACCCCACACCUUAUGGGGGUGGGGGCAGCAUGGGGGUCUUUUUGAAGUUUUAUAACUAAUCAGUAAUUCUCUUGGCUGCUGAAGAAACCUACUUUAUUGUGGGAGCUCGCAUGUACCAGCCAAGAGAUGAAAGCCUCAAUCCCAACAGACUACUCAAUUUGUAACAAGGGGAAAUUAGUUGAUAAAUUGAAGCUUUCUGAGUUAACAGUCGGGGCAACAUUUAAUAACGUACAGGCAGUAUUGCUGCACUGAGAUGAGUUUGCAUUCUGUGGGAAAGGCCAAAAUGUGAGAUAUCUAUUGCAUCUACGUUGAUUUUGGACAUUAAGGAACACACUGUACGACUUCUCAGUUCCUAUCUGGGACAGCAUGAGGUCAUCAGGCCAGCAAACAUUCGUACUGGUACUGACGCACACCUUGUCCAUCAGGAAGCCCAUUCAAAGACCAUUGUAGAAUGUUCUGUGAGUGUUUAGCACAUUUUAAGAAUAUCGUGAGUGUGGUCAUGUUCCCAGUUGGCAUUUCAGGGGAUGUCCUCUGCUGUUUUUGUUUGGAAUGGGAACUCUCAGAUUUAAUUUACACCCUAUAAACAGCCUUUAUCUUGGGACUGAGGCUUUCUGCUUCUAACACUUCAAACUAUCCUCAUACAUUGAGUGUAUUAUACUUUGAAUUCUGCUCUAAAUCCAGAGAUCAUAGUGAUUGCUUCUUUUAUCGACUAACCAUUAAUGGAACUUUUGAUUCAUUUUAAUAUUCACUCUAUCUAAAGUAAGACCGUUAAGGAUGUUAAAUUGUGUUUGUGAGCUCAUCAGGAUAGGAUGGAGUAUGUCUGAGUUGUGAAUUAAAGACAUUUCAUUAACAGAGGGAGGGAUUUGUUAACUGCAUCACUCUAUGCGACUGGUUGCGUUCACUUACCAUAGUCAGAAGAAAAAGAUAUCUAGUACAUUAUUUUUGUAUUUUGAUUUAUUAAUAGUUUUUUCACUUUUCCAGCAGUUGACAAGCCAGUUGUCCAUGAAAGAAGAAUCAGCCAUGGGCAGAAGACUUUUGACAGGAGUGAUAGCAGCAACUUGGUUAAACCUAAAUUAAGUGUCGGAGCACCCCCAGAUAUGACAGAGUCCGUGGUCUCUGUAACAGUACAUGCUCCACCUAGCGAGCCCAGUGACAGUGACACAGGUACGUCCGAGGAAGGACAUUCGUUUCACAUUCCCCGGUUAUAAGCUUCUUCAUAGAUUUGGUAUUACCUAAAACAGAACCAGCUGCAAUGGGCAUACUGAUUGCUUAAAACACCCUUAGAAAAUAGUACAGUAGUGGAAUGAAUCUCUAAAAAUCUAAUCUUUUGUUCUCUUCCCCAAAGCAACACUUGAUGGGUCAACCUCGUUGGAUAUCUCGGACGCCUCAAAAGGAUCUCCCACCAUGGAACUGUGCCCGGGUGAACCAAUGCAAGAGGACAACGCCGAGAAUGAAAGGCAAGAGAGAAUCAAGGAUUAUGGGGAUUCCCUUAAACACUGCCGUGAUACCAACCCUGUGCCAAACCUUUUGCAGAACCCUUUCCAUCUCACCAAGUCUUGCAGCAACCAAUCCUCUCCAUGUUGCCAGGUUGAUAUAGGCUUUUCCAGCGCUUCCACUUGCGUCUUGUUGCUACAGAACCUCUCCAUGACAAGCUUGCCAGCCUUAUUUUUACGUGAGUUUUGCCAGGCUGCCCCACAGCAUAAAUUGCAACCAAACUCUGAGAAUUGCUGUAGUGUUCUUGUAAUUUUGGGUUUGCUCAGUAAAUGGGAAUUGUUGGAAGAAUUGUAAGGGAAGUUAAACUUUUAGGAUCAAGUAGCAGAACUGGAAAAAGGGUGGAAGAAUUUUAAAGUUGUGUUAUUUUGGCCUAAAAUUAGCUUUCCCUUGUCAGUCUUCCGAAAUUCCCGGUUUAGUGAAUAGACCAAUAUAAAUUGUAAAACCUCUAUUUUUCCCAUUGCUGCAGCAGUAUUUAUUGGUUUUUCUGUGCAGAAGCCUGGCAAAAUCUGGCAACUGACAUGUCUGUACAACAAGGAGCUUUACCCUCCCUUAAACUUGUGUCCUCUACCCACUGAGACCCAUUGCCCUAUUUGUGCUUAGUGUAUAGGUUUGUCUGCGCUGCGUCUUGUGCAGGAAAUGUUUGCAGAUCUACGUGUGCUCAGCGUUACAGUCCAGGUCUCAUGAAGUCAAUGCCAUCCCCUCCCCCCUACACUUCCUAUUCUUCUCCAAUCUACAGAUUAAACCUCCCUUUUACGCGUUCUUUCUUUUAACAUCUGUCUACUUCCUCUGGUUUUUUUUUUUUUUUUUUUAACAACCGUUUGCAUUGUUUACUUACCUGUGUGUUGGCUUACGCCACUUGUCUGUAGUGUUCGGUGUAUAAAGCUGCCCCAUAGUGCUCAUCUUGCGCAUGUAACCGUUUUCCUGUAAAUGCUUUUUAUUCCAUUCUCAAUAACCUUGUUUUAACCACAGACUCGCUUUUGUUUACAACAGAAGUAAAUGUGCUUGCCGCUUACAAAUGCUUUGCAAUGCAGUGUGAGCCUGCACGGCCUCCGACUGUGUCAGCGGCAUGUUCUGUGUUCCAUGUUGCGUUUCUGCCUGUGUUGGUACCGGCAGAGUCUAACCAGGAAGUGAUCAGGUGCCCCAGUCCAGCAAACUUGCAAUCUUUGGGGAUUAGGAUGCAAUAUUCAAAUUAUUAACCCUUCCUUGCUCUGUUUCCAGACGAAAGAAAAGGUCAGUGCAUGCUUGUCAGACUGCAUCCUGGGAGAUUUCUGUAUUCUGGUAGUGGCUCUCUAAAGAGCCUGGAUAAGUAUUAAUCCUGAACUUACCUUGCUCUGUCCCCCUGCAUAUCCAAACUAUCCCCCGCCGACUGUUUGAAUACUUUUAUUGGCUGUACUAGAGGAGACGUUUCAUGCAGAAGAAAAAUCUAUAAAAUAUUGCUCGUUUUUGUUUCUUUUUGGAAUGGUGGAUUUUUAUUUUGGUCUACUGACAUAGGUUUUGAACAUUUUCAUAGGGAUACUGAGCUGUUAUACAGUACAGCUUGAAAUGUAUCAUUUACAUCUACAGACCGUGUAGGUCAAUCAAGUUGAACGUGUUGCACUGUUUGCUGGAGUGCAGCAAGAUUGAGACGUGCUAGUUUUAUCUAAUAAAUAAUAACUGGUGGACAUGUUUGGAAAUAUCUGAUCUGCAUACAUUAAAUCUAGUGCGUGAUGUGGGAGCCUCUGGGGCCUUUUCCUUGGGGAAACAUAUGUCCUGCUUGCCAUAGUACCUAUUUUUUCUGCCCACAAAGAGCAUAUGAAAGGACAUUUUAAACCACAGGAAUCUGAGAUUCCCAAAAUACUACCGUUCCUACGCCUUGGAUUAUUUUCAGCAGAAAAUUAACCUCUUUCCCGGCUGCUAAAAUGAAAGAGGUCAAAUAUCUUGCACCUGUCUAUAUUGAAUAUUCUUUUUUUGUUUAUUUUUUUAAAUUUAUCGGUGCUCAUAGAUAUUUAUCAUUUAAAAGUAUGUAUUUCUGACACUGUUUUUCCACACAUAAAGUUAGCCCAAUCAGAACCCUUUUAUACACAAUACAAGCACAAAGACAAAAUGAAGUCAAACAAGUCAUAGUCCUAUUUAUCGUUAGUAGUGUACAUUGUAUUUACUAGAGAGUAGAAGAUAAAGAAAACAUCAGAUGUUUCUUUAAAUGGAAUUACCAACACUUACUUUACUGAGUAUUCCUUUAUUGAGAGGGUAGGGAAUGCAUGGAAUAGCCUUCCAGCUGAAGUGGUAGAGGUUAACACAGUAAAGGAGUUUAAGCAUGCGUGGGAUAGGCAUAAGGCUAUCCUAACUAUAAGAUAAGGCCAGGGACUAAUGAGAGUUUUUAGAAAAUUGGGCAGACUAGAUGGGCCGCAUGGUUCUUAUCUGCCGUCACAUUCUAUGUUUCUUACCCAUCUCGAUCAGGGUGUUAUGGCGCCAUCUUCAGGCAGCCUUGUAGUACUGCAGCUGCUCUACGUAGGUUUUGUUUUUUUGUUUGUUUUGUUAACGCUUUCAUAAUCCAGGAAAACAUUUUGUAGUCCUCAGUUCUGUUUGCUCCUGUUAGCAUGUUUGUAAUUUUCAGUGCGUUUUGUUUUAUUGUGGUCUUUACCGCCAUUUUGCCUCCUUUUGGUAGCAAGUUUGAACAGUACUGGUAUUUGUUAAUGAUAUAGGAGUAAAUAUCAUUCUGGCUUUGAAAGGUUUGGUAUAAUCUUUGAGGAAGACAUUGGUUUUGAGAACCUGAGCUAAUACUUAUUAUAUAUUAUGGAGUUUUCUUAUGGUGACCAGACAUUUCUGAUACCUUGAGCUGCCUGUGACCUUGACUGGGUACAACUUUUACAUGACCUAAACUGUUACUGUGUCUUUUUGGGAUUUUUGUUGCAUCUCUUAUUCUUAUCGCAUGCUUUCAUCCACCUCUAAGUGACACCUUUUGUAACAAUGGAAUAUUUCAAGAUCAGUCGGUAUACCGGUAUUUCUUACUUUUGCAUGCUUUUCAUCUCUGUUCAUUAUCUGUUCUUCUUUUCGAUCAUGUCAUGUGUUCUUCAUUUUGUUCCUUUUCUGCUUCUCCCUGCAUGCCGAUACUUACCACCCCGUUAUCUUAUCUCCCUCUCAUCGUGGUCAUUGCCCUUAUCUUCUACCAUUACCCCUCGCCUGGGGUGACCUGGACAGGCUGUCUGGUAAAUUGGGCCGCUCGGAGAGCCUGCGAGUUUACGAGCGCAAGCGAUCCCAGCGCGGCUCUGCCAAAUCCAAGCAGGGACGUUCUCGCAGUGACGUGGAUCUGGAAGCAGCAGCCCGCGCCAACGACUUGCAGGUCAACACGGGCAAAUCAGGGCUGAAACACGGCAGUCUCACGUAGGUUGAGUGGGAUGGAAAACACUGCAUUCAAUGUUCUUGUCAAUGUUUUAAUGUGCAAAACAAACACUGUGAUAUUAAACAAUUAUUAUAGCCCAUUUUGGGAGAGGCCUAUUUUAAUUUGCACUUCUCCCUGCAGGAAUAACUGUCUCUGACCAGAUCUCUAUUUUACUUUCAGAUUGAGAUGGGUGGAGGGAAACUACUUACUCUUUAUAAAAGAAGCAUAAAUGUAUAUUUUACAUUUAUUGGGCACAACCUUCUUAAAAUAGCCGCCUUCUCUCUAGUUUAUCACAGACAAAAUGUAUUGAAGGAACACUUUAGUGUUAGGAACGCAAAGCUGUAUUCCUGAAACUAUAGUGUCCCCCUCCCCUCCCCUGACGGCAAAUAAAAGGGUAUAAAACAAAACAAAAAAACGAUUUUAAUUUACCUGAUCCCAACUAUAAAUGUGUCAGCUGGUGGGGGGGGGCAGAAUACAUGUCUGAGUGUUACCUGGGAUUACUGGAAAUCACAUGCAAAUGAUGGCAGUUACCACUCGGGAGUGUAAAUACCAUAUGUAUAUAUAUCCCCUCUCUGUCCGAGAUUAUUGCCCCCAGACUGCGCAGAGAGGGGAUCUGUGCAUUAUUGCCCUUCUAUCAAAUGUUGUAGCUCUUCUUUGUUCUAUAAAAGCAUAUUUUUGUGCCGUAUGUUUUAAUGAACAUUUUUGUUUCAGGUGACUAACUCCCUGUAACAUUUAUGGUACAGAUUUCACUCCGCGAUAUAUAACCCCUAUUGACUUUUCUUUUCUUUCUGUCUUUCUUUCUUUUAUUUUUACUUUCUUAAUCUUUUUCUUUUUGUGAAAAUGUGUCUUAAAGUGACCUCAUUUCUUUUACUGUAGCCCCGAGCCUGGGGGGAGUACAGAGGGUCCACUGUCCUUUCUGCUUCCCCAGUCUGAGGAGAAUGAGCCGCGCGUUCCAGAGGCAGAGAGUGACCCUCCAAACUGGAGGGAGCUCGUCCCCCCUGAAACACUCCUCAGUCUGAAGAAAAACGAAAUAAAGCGGCAGGAGGUCAUCAAUGGUACGGGGUAACGUGUCUUUAAUGUCCGUCCUUCCAUCUGCCUUUAUUUCCUCUGCUGUCGUAGAAUUUAUUACAAUUUGUAAAUUUUCUAAUUGCAUCUCUUCUACCACUUCCUAUUUUCUCUUAAAGUGGGCCUGUGCUCUGUGGGAUUAUUUGCUCGGUGAGACAGAGGUAUCUCCCUUUUACAAUAUAGGAGAAUCGCUUAUGUAGUAUUACUUCUUACCUAGAAAUAGAUGGAGGAAGCAAUCUUCUAUUUGCAGUUCUCAACAGCCCUGCUUUACUGUAAAGAUUUCACAGGCCUAUACGUGCCCAUACAUCAGAUUACUGCACAGUAUCUAUUGAGGAUCAUAUGAUAAAACCGAUCUUCCCUCACGUGUUUAUUUAUUUUACGGGGCUAGAAGAUGCAAAUGACACCGACUAUCAAUCAAUGACAACGGAUGAGAAAUGGGAUGGCUUAGAAACUGCGGGAUAAUUGAUAUUAUAACUACAGCUCUCUGAUCAUUAUUUUAUUUCGACUUUGUUCUAAGAAUUAAUCUGAAAGCAAAACAAAUUUCAGAAAUAAAUAUUGCUGUAACCAUAAAACCCCACAAGUGACAGGGAUGUUUUAAAAAAAAAAAAAAAAACACUCCAGGCACCAGUGGCGUACAUACCAGGGGGCCCGACCGCCCCUGCGACCCGGUAUGUACCCACAGGGCCAGCCUCUUCCCCUGGGGGGCCCAGUCAUGUGUAUGCCACUGCCAGGCACGUAAAGUGCUUUAAUUAGCUCUGCUGAGCUUUAUGUGUCUGGAGUGUCUUUUUUUUUAUUUUUACAGUUUAUAAAAGUAUCAAUUUCAAUAGGAAGCAGCAGUUUUAAAACAUUGCUGCAACACCUCUCAGCCUGUCAAUCAGACAACCAAGAAGGUCUUCUUCCUCUUUUCUUAGCUCCUACUUUCGACACUUCUCAGUGAGCAAUACUGCAACUCAUUGAGUAGCAUCGGAUAUUUGUGACUACCAGCGCUAACGGCUCCAGUACAAAGGAAUCUUAAUGAGAAGCCUCUGAUUGGUCAAUUUCCUGGCCCAAACUAAAAGACUGGGAAAGAGGGGAGGGCUUGCAGCGGCUGCAGACAGCAUGUCUGCAGCUUUGGCAGGCUGUUUUUUCAUAUUCCCAAAGAAACCAUGCAGAAAAUAAUACCUAUUAAGUAUUCCACAUGUGCAUGUGCACUGGAGUAUCCCUUUAAGCACUGUAGCCUCCUCUCUGACUUUCUUGUGGUCCUCUUUUUAAGAUGUAAAGCUUGGAGGAAAGAUAUGAUAGAAACAUCUAAAUACAUAAAGGGUAUCGACACAGUAAAAGAGGAGACUAUAUUUAAAAGAAGAAAAACUACCACAACAAGAGGGCAUAGUCUUAAAUUAGAGGGACAAAGGUUUAAAAAUAAUAUCAGGAAGUAUUACUUUACUGAGAGGGUAGUGGAUGCAUGGAAUAGCCUUCCAGCUGAAGUGGUAGAGGUUAACACAGUAAAGGAGUAUAAGCAUGCGUGGGAUAGGCAUAAGGCUAUCCUAACUAUAAGAUAAGGCCAGGGACUAAUGAAAGUAUUUAGAAAAUUGGGCAGACUAGAUGGGCCAAAUGGUUCUUAUCUGCCGUCACAUUCUAUGUUUCUAUGUUUCUCUCUGUGGUCCAUCCGGUUUUUACUGGUCAUGUAGUGUUUCCACUGUUUUUCUUUUUUCUGAUUGUCUUUUUCUCUUCACAGAGCUCAUCUUCACUGAACACGCACAUGUGCGGAUGCUUCACGUGUUGCAUGACAUCUUUUACCUCCCAAUGCAGGAUGUCUGGAUUCCCCAAAUGGAGUUGCAAAACAUCUUUCCUAGUCUUGAUGAUCUCAUCGAGGCACAUGGUAAACCUUUUCAAAAUCCCUGUCCUGCUCAAGCGUGCCUCUGCAUCGCUCAUGGUCCCCUUGAUUCCUUUUGGAUGUCUGACGUUUUGUACCUCUACCUGCCUUUCUAGUUGUGUUCCUGGAAACCUUGAAGAGACUACGGCUGGAGAAUAACUAUGUAAUCCAGGAGAUUGGAACCACACUGUUAAACCGGGUGAGAAGCAGUGGCUUUCGUUGGUUGUGGAGGAGUGUUGGGAUAACAGGACAAGUGCAGGAGAUGAUGGGCCGCUUUACUCUCUACUUCCAAUUACUGUUUAGUUGAUAUACCCCAAUGAAAACAUGCAUGUGUUUAGUUAUGCAUUUUUUCAAAUUGGGGUAUAUAUAAAAACAUCUCUUCUCUGCAUCUGCAGCCUUUGCAAGCCCUCCUCUUCUAGCCCCGCCCAGACUUUCUGUGGCUGUCCAAUCACAGGCUUCUCAGUGCAGCUCAUUGAGAAGUCUUUGCAAGGCAGGUACUCUGGGCAGUUGCUGCCUCUUGAGUUUAGUUCCACUGAGCUAUCCAAACCAGGAAGUAACAGGACAGUUGUAGGUGGAGUGGGGGAUGUAACAAGGUUAAUUCAAAUAUGCACUUUUUGAUAAAUGAAAAGAGGACACACUCUUCACACAUAAGGCACUUCUGCAUGCUAAAAUGCGUUAGGGGUCCUUUGACUGGAGGUCACACCAAGAUCUCACAACAACGUUUAGAACAAAGUUACAUGAACUUAAAUCCUAAGGAAGUGUAACUUUGUCAGAUAGUUUGUAAUUUGUGGACUAUUGUUUCUGCACAAUGAAUGCACACUUAUUCACAUUUAAUAAUACGCAGCUUGAGUGUGCAGCAAAAGUUACUUUGUCUUUGUUAUGUUGAUAUCCCUGUCUGUGUCCUCCCCCCGCUCUAGUUUGAUGGCACAGAAGGAAGCUGGUUCCAGAAGAUUUCUUCUCGAUUCUGCAGUCGCCAACCAUUUGCUUUGGAACAACUGAAACAGAAGCAGAAGAAAGAUCCUCGUUUCACCCAAUUUAUUCAGGUAUUGGAGAAAAGGGUUGACGUGAGCACAGAACUACAUGAUGGCCAGGCGAUGCAAUAUAGUUUACUGCUAAUUGUGAAUGUACCUUUUGCAGAUAUCUGUAUGGACAGAGCAACACAUCGUAAUAUGGUGUUUAUUCUACACCUUUAUUUAAUAUAGUGAUUCUGGUUGAAAACACCAACCUGAACUUAGCCGUAGACACUUCAUUAAUUGCAAGCAGGUCACAUUUCUAAAGCAAACCCCAUUGUGACUACCUUGUUAGCUGGUAGCCAGAUACUUCAUCUGGGUCAGAGGUAGGCAAUCUUUGGCACUUUAGAUGUUGUGAACUAGAUCUCCCAUAAUGCCUUUACAGCUACAGUGCUGGCAGUGCAUCAUGGAAGAUGUAGUCCAAAACAUCUGGAGUGCCGGAGGCUGCCUACCCUUGACCUAGGUCAUUGAUUACUGUUAUUGGCAAAAAAAGAUAUUUGUGAGCUACAUUUUCUUUGUUGCACAUCACAACGUCAAACCUCACCCCAUCCACUGUGUAUUCUAUUGACCCUGAGGCUGUUGUGGAAAUUCCUAAAGUUACCAAGCAUUUGUGUUAUAGAUACCUGUAUGACAAAAGGUUAAAAAGGUUACAUUUUUCUCAAGCUACAACCAAUACAGACAGGCCCAGUAGUCUACAGUGAUGAAGGUAUGCAAUAUAUAAGGAAAAUUGAUCACAGGAACUUCACUCACUUCCAGCAGCCACAGGUGCUCUGGAACAGGACCAGCAAUCCCAACACGUUAAGGCAGCAAGAAAGAUUCCCAGACACUGAAAGUGUGAAAGCUGUAGACAGAUUUAUUGAAACAAAACAGACCGCAACGUUUCAACCCACCAAGAGGUCUUUUUCAAGCUUGAAAAAGACCUCUUGGUGGGUCGAAACGUUGCUGUCUGUUUUGUUUCAAUAAAUCUGCCUACGGCUUUCACACUUUCAGUGUCUGGGAAUCUUUCUUGCCGUAGGCCGUAGGCAGACAAAACAGACCGCAACGUUUCGACCCACCAAGAGGUCUUUUUCAAGCUUGAAAAAGACCUCUUGGUGGGUCGAAACGUUGCUGUCUGUUUUGUUUCAAUAAAUCUGCCUGCGGCUUUCACACUUUGAGUACCUGGGAAUCUUUCAUGCUGCAAUAUAUAAGGGCCUAGCAGAACGAUGUUUUAUUAUUAACACUGUAAUGUUGCAGAAUAAAAAAAAAAAAAAAAAGAUCUGAGCCAAAUCAUAUUUAAAAAAAACACAUUUUGCAUUGUUGCGACUGAUCAUUCUUUUCUACUGUUAUCUGUCUGCUGCCUGGCCUCUCGUGGUUCCAUCGUUAUUUGCUUUUCUUACCAUAUUUUUUAUACCUUUCUCCUUCUUUCUCUGGUAGGAAGCAGAGAGCCACCCACAAUGCAGAAGGCUGCAGUUAAAGGAUAUUAUCCCAUUUGAGAUGCAAAGAUUAACCAAGUAUCCGUUGCUGCUCCAGAAUAUUGCAAAUCUCACCGGUAAGGACCUCCAUCCUUUGUUAAUGUAGAUGAAGAUUGGCGAUUCCCUAUACUGCUCGUAGCAUAGCAAAGGGAGUGAGAUCUCAGUAUGUGUGAGGAGACCAGAUGGAAUUUUUAGUUUCACUUCGCCAGUCAACUGCUCGAGAAAAACGACAAUCCUCGAAGUGGAUGUCACACUCUUUGUUUUUUCUUUGUGUGUGUGUUAACCAUCAGCUUUGUUGUUUUAGAUUUUUAUUUAUAUUUGUAUGGGACUGAGCCACAAAUUUUCUCUAAAAUGAGAGCCUUACACUCCUUAUAUGUACUUUCUCUAAAGAGUCUGUAAGACUAGUUUAAGGGACCUUCUGGGUGAAAUUUGUAAAAACACCCCCCACAGACACACACGCACCCAAACACACACACAAUUUAGUAGACAAUGCAUUGAAACCUACCCCCUUAAUGUGUUUUUUUUUUGUUUUUUUUUGCAAGGACUCCAUUUCUGCACAUAUUUCUGUUUUAUCCAGGAACUGACUGAAGUAUCUCAGCCAUCCUUGGCCUUAGAGUCAAACAAGUAGUUGAGUUAUGGAGCUUGUAUAUAAGUGUCACAUUUCAUUAUUACUCAGUCAGGUCAAUACGACUCAGUUGAGAGUGUGCCGUGAAGCCACAAGCAGCUCUCCGUUCUCUCAAAUAAAUGAGUCGUCUUUUGAAACUAAGUAGCUUCCAUUCAUAUUCUCCUUAUCCCAGAAGGGGAAACUGCUGAUGUUCGGGGAAGUGAGGGUUGCACUGGAAUUUGGAUGGCAAGUGGGGACACAAACAUCUGGGUCCCAGGGAAGGUUGGCAUUUCCGUAAUGUAGCUCCAAAAUUGUGUUUUUGUUUUUUUUACAUAGCUUUACAUCUGAAUAAUCAACCUGCACCGCGAGGAAAUGGGGGGUUAGAUGGUGGAUAGGGCUAGGGCCAGCUAAAUGUAUGAUAAGUUGGAUGACAGGGCUGUGAGCAGGUGGGGGAAGGGGGGAGCUCCUGAACAUGGCUGUAUUAGAAAGCUUAAAUGCCUAACCUCGAUUCUUAACUUUCCCAGAUGAAGAGGAAGAAAAGCAGAAAGUGCAGAAGGCUGCCGAGUGCUGCCGUCAGAUUCUCAAUCAUGUCAACCAGGAAGUUCGAGAAAUGGAAAACCAUAUGGUUAGAACCAGCUGUGCAUGAACCUCUCAUACUGCGCUCUCCGGGCCUUCUAUCUUAACCUUUUGAGUGGCAAAGUAGUGUGCAAUGCAUUGCCUGCCCCUAUGGCACUCACAAUGUAACUUACCAGUGUCGCUAGUGCUGUUUGACCAACCUGUGACAAUCUGAGUGCUCCUAGCUUCCUGUCACUUUGUAAUAUCCACCGUUGCACCCUCUCGUGGCUUAUUUUCCCUGUCUAACCUUUCAUCCAUUCUCUUCUUCUCUGAUUUGUGUCUGAUCUCUGCUCUGUACCCCCUGCAGAAGCUCAACGAUUACCAAAGACGCCUGGAUGUUUCCAACCUGAGGGUGAAUGAUCUUGUGUUUAAUGAGUUUAAGGUAAUGACCUUCUAUAGUAGCGAAUUUGAAUUGAUCGUUCCAAAUUUAUCCCGUCAUAAGUGUAGUUCCAGUUAUUCGUAUUAUUAUUUAUAAAGCACCAACGAAUUCUGUAGCGCUGUACAAUAGCUUAACUAACAGACAAGUACUUGUAACAGGACGAGUUGGAUGUACAGGAGUGUGGAGAGGGCCCUGUUCAAACAAGCUUACAUUCUAGAGGGAGUGGGGUAAUGUGGCACCAGAGAUAAGUGUAGGAUGUAUUUCAUGUAUUGGAAAAAGUAGGUUACUAGAAUAGUUGACAAUGAAGUCCUAGAUAUUUGUUUGUUUGUUUUUUUGAGACGCUGUUGCAGGAGUGGAAGAGGGGUCUAUUAGCAAGAGGCAGGAGGGAAGCUAUAACAGCUUAAUAGACAUUCCUUCCUAAAGAAGUGUGUUUUUAAUGAUCUUUUUUUAAGGAAAAUCAGACUGGGUCAGAGUCUAAUGGGGCAGGGAAGGGAGUUCCAUAGAAACGGUGUAGUCUAGAGAAACUUUUAAGGUGACAGUCAAAGGUGCGAGUACGAACAGAGGAUAGACACAGGUCACCAACAGAGCCUAGGGGCCAGCACGGACUUACUUGUGUAUCCGUAAGGAUAGGUAGUUUACAGCAGCGUUAUGUAGAGAUUUGUAAGCAAGCUGCAGAAUUUUAAAUUGAGCCCAAAAGACAGUGUAAGGACUGACCGAGGGGCGAGGCAUGGAUGUGCUGGCAGACUGCAUUCAUUAUAGACUGUAAUGGGGCAAGCUGGGAAUGCGUAAGGAGCACUGAGAAAAAGAUUUCCGUAUUCAAGGCAAGAAAUGGUAGCAGCAUGGACCCAGCACUUUAGCCAUUCUGUUCAGGUCUGAGACAGGAAACUGUCCCCCUCAUUGGGGUCACCAGUUCCUGGUAAAAUACCUUGCUGUCUCACUAGUUUCUGGUAAAAGACCUUCCUGUCUCACUAGUUCCUGGUGAAAGACCUUGCUGUCUCACUAGUUCCUGUUGAAAGACCUUGCUGUCUCACUAUUUUCUGUUAAAAGACCUUCCUGUCUCACUAGUUCCUAUUGAAAGACCUUGCUGUCUCACUAGUUCCUGGUGAAAGAACUUGCUGUCUCACUAGUUCCUGGUAAAAUACCUUGCUGUCUCACCAGCUCCUGGUAAAAAUACCUUGAUGUCUCACCAGUUCCUGGUAAAAAGACCUUGCUGUCUCACCAGUUCCUGGUAAAAAGACCUUGCUGUCUCACUAGUUCUUGGUAAAAAGACCUUGCUGUCUCACCAGUUCCUGGUAAAAAGACCUUGCUGUCUCACUAGUUCUUGGUAAAAAGACCUUGCUGUCUCACCAGUUCCUGGUAAAAAGACCUUGCUGUCUCACCAGUUCCUGGUAAAAAGACCUUGCUGUCUCACCAGUUCCUGGUAAAAAGACCUUGCUGUCUCACCAGUUCCUGGUAAAAAGACCUUGCUGUCUCACUAGUUCCUGGUGAAAGACCUUGCUGUCUCACUAGUUACUGGUGAAAGACCUUGCUGUCUCACCAGUUCCUGGUAAAAUACCUUGCUUUCUCACUAUUUUCUGGUAAAAUACCUUCCUGUCUCACUAGUUCCUGGUGAAAGACCUUGCUGUCUCACUAGUUCCUGGUGAAAGAACUUGCUGUCUCACCAGUUCCUGGUAAAAUACCUUGCUUUCUCACUAUUUUCUGGUAAAAUACCUUCCUGUCUCACUAGUUCCUAUUGAAAGACCUUGCUGUCUCACUAGUUCCUGGUGAAAGAACUUGCUGUCUCACUAGUUCCUGGUAAAAUACCUUGCUGUCUCACCAGUUCCUGGUAAAAAAAACCUUGCUGUCUCACCAGCUCCUGGUAAAAAUACCUUGAUGUCUCACCAGUUCCUGGUAAAAAGACCUUGCUGUCUCACCAGUUCCUGGUAAAAAGACCUUGCUGUCUCACUAGUUCUUGGUAAAAAGACCUUGCUGUCUCACCAGUUCCUGGUAAAAAGACCUUGCUGUCUCACUAGUUCUUGGUAAAAAGACCUUGCUGUCUCACCAGUUCCUGGUAAAAAGACCUUGCUGUCUCACCAGUUCCUGGUAAAAAGACCUUGCUGUCUCAUCAGUUCCUGGUAAAAAGACCUUGCUGUCUCACUAGUUCCUGGUGAAAGACCUUGCUGUCUCACUAGUUACUGGUGAAAGACCUUGCUGUCUCACCAGUUCCUGGUAAAAUACCUUGCUUUCUCACUAUUUUCUGGUAAAAUACCUUCCUGUCUCACUAGUUCCUGGUGAAAGACCUUGCUAUCUCACUAGUUCCUGGUGAAAGAACUUGCUGUCUCACCAGUUCCUGGUAAAAAAAACCUUGCUGUCUCACCAGUUCCUGGUAAAAAGACCUUGCUGUCUCACCAGUUCCUGGUAAAAAGACCUUGCUGUCUCACCAGUUCCUGGUAAAAAGACCUUGCUGUCUCACCAGUUCCUGGUAAAAUGACCUUGCUGUCUCACCAGUUCCUGGUAAAAUGACCUUGCUGUCUCACCAGUUCCUGGUAAAAAGACAUUGCUGUCUCACCAGUUCCUGAUAAAAAGACCUUGCUGUCUCACUAGUUCCUGGUAAACAUUACUCCACUCUAGCUGGUUCUAGGUAAUGAACCCUACUGUUGAAUAUUCCAGUCGAUGACCCUCCUGCAUUGCUUUAAACAUUUUUCUUUAUUAAUAGUCUCUCAUUGACAAAACAUAUUUGUGUUUUUUUCCAGAAUAUUGAUAUCAGUAAAAAGAAUCUUAUAUACGAGGGUUCUUUGCUAUGGCGAGUAAGCAAAGACAAGGCCAUUGGUGAGGGUCCAAUUUCAUGUGAAUUACUCAUAUCUGUCUUCUAUACUUUCAAUAUUAUGCUAGUUUUUAUUAUUUUAAAAAGUAUCUCAUCAUAUGUCCUUUAUUUCCUACAAUGACCUGUUCUUUUCCUUAACCUUUCCUGUCUUGUUUGCCCCUCUCUCCCUUUUUCCAUCCUGAUCAAUAACAUCCUGUCUUGCAGAUGUCCAUGUCCUCCUCCUAGAUGACAUGUUGAUGCUGCUGCAGAAACAGGAUGAGCGACUGGUGCUGAAAUGCCAAAGUCGGACCAUUAUGCCUACCCCAGAUGGAAAGUUAAUGCUGAUUCCCAUUAUUAAGUUAGAUUCGGCAAUGGCUCGCGAAGUGGCUACAGGUCAGUAAUCUUCAUGGCUGUAUGUUAAAAGAUGACACCAAACAUGUAAAGAACAUGCAAACUCCAGCUUGGUUGCUACAGAGCUCAUGUGCUCAUGUAAAUGUUUUUAACACACACAGACAGAGUGUGCAGAGAAGCUGAAGGCAGGCUUGCAAAUUGACCACAAAGGCUUCUCAAGGAGAAACCUUUGAUUGGUCAAUCUACCGGCUGGAAGUCUUUGCCAGGAAAAAAAUUGAGGGCUUGCAGUAGCUGCAGACACUUAAUCUGCAGCUUUUGGAAGCUAAUUUUCAUAUACCAACUUAGAAAACAUGCAAAAUUAAUUAUAUUUAACCGGGGAUCAUCGACGGGGAUCAUCUAGAUGGGCUUUAAGGUAAUGUGAUACUAUAGCAGAUCAACAUCUCAGCAGUGUUGGCCUUUUUCUUUUAGUUUUUUGUAACCUUAACGACGUAUUACAGAAUUAUUCCGCCAUGGUAUUCCUUCCCAUUAGGGCUAUUCCGUCAUGUGGUAUUUUACCGGCAGGGACUGUUUCAUUGCUUGUAACUGGGUAUCAUUUGAUAUAUGGGUCUCCCACUUUUCAGCUGGCGCCAAAAUUUGUGGAUCCAGACUUACUGAUGUUCUGUUUGCAGUGCUCAAAUUGAGCGCUGUGCCGUGAAAAGUGUCAAAAUAACCUUAGAUAAAUGGCCGGUGAUGUAAGCAAAUACUUGUGUGGGGCAAUUUAGUUUUCUGCGAUGAAUAUCAAGCUUACAGGAUAAACAUACCAAAUUCAAAAAAUCCCUCCACAUUCAAACUUUUUUUUUUCCUUGUAUUUUGUGACUUACCUAUCAAAAAUAAACUGAAAUCCUAGAGAUAUUUUGUACUAAAUUCAUAACUUCAUUUAUUUUUAAUUGAUGUAAACAGGAACGGUGGUUGAACACACACAUCACAAAAAUGACAGGCUUCUGAAGCUGUGUCACCGAGGGAUUAAGAUCUUUAGUUUUAAAAGCUCACAUCAUCGCUGAACAAUUUAUAAACUCGUGAGUUUUUAACCUGAACUGUGUAUCUUUGUCCUCAUCCUAUCUCGUUGGUCUUUCUUGCAGACAACAAAGCCUUUUUUGUGAUAUUUAAGUGGGACGGAAAGGGACAAAUCUAUGAAUUGGUGGCACCUACUGUAUCCGAGAAGAAAAUGUGAGUCUUUAUGGGAUAAUGGUUAAGGGGGUACAGAACGUAUCGAACUGAGACAUGACAAGUUCAAAGAGUGCAAGCAGGGAUAGUGCAAUGAGUGUCCUCCCAUCAUUUUGUUGUUGUAAAUGAGAAAUUACUGAGGGAUAUGUUUACUCAAAGGGAAACAUAUCAGAGUGUAAGGUCAUGGAGGGAGGGGUGUGAGAUUGAGAUAAUUUUGUGGGAGCUCUGGAACAAUACCAAAUUUGUGAGUGAAGGCCAGGGGGUUUGUGUGCAUAAUAAGCAGCAUGGGAUUUUGCGAGUGUAAUUCUGGUAAAUGGUGCAGCGUAGGACGCAAAUGGAUAGUAGAAGUGAACGUCUUGGUUUAAAAUAAAAAUGUCUAGUGGGAGGGUAUUAGGAGUGCUUCUGUGAUUGCUCAAACAUCCAUUCUGUUUCCUUUUAGUUGGUUUUCAUUGAUCAAAGAAACUACAGGCUCCUUAGACUUUUGUGCUCCAUCCAGAUCUGGACUUCGAUCUGGAAAUUCUAGUGGAAUGAUCCCACAGAGUCCAUCAUAGUAAGUGAAUAGUGGUAGCGAUUCAUUCAACAUGUGCACUGCUGAAAUAUACUCUGCAUGCAGAUUCUUGAAGUAAGGUUAUCUUACUUCGUAGGCUUUUGUUCCAGGCAUAUUGCAGUGUCCUGUAUGUCAUAGUAGUAGCGGCGUACUUCCUGAACUGCCGCAGUGGUAUUGCCUUGAAUUUCUUUUUUCGCUUUAGUUUCCUUUUGCACAACCCUUAUCUACAACACCCCACCGUCCAGUUGACCGUAUUUUUGUGUUUUGCAGUUUUAACGAGCCAGUACUAAGAGAGAACGGAGAUUCCCUUAAAGAUUCGGUGAACAAAGAUGGUAAGAGAGCCAACUCUCCAUGAUGACAUUGGCCAAAUGCACACAAACGUGUUUCCAAAAAUUACAUACAACUACAUACCAUAUACCAGAAAUAAAGUCUACACCUUCACAACACAUCAAGCAACCUUCACAAACAUCUGCUAUUUCUUCUACCUCAUACUCCUUCUAUUGUUGUCCUGAUAUAAUAUUUAAUAUACCUAGAUAAUAUUUCAUGAUGUUCUUCAGGCAGGUGAAACAAGACCGUUUUGUUCUUCUAAAUUUUGUUUCAUGAUGCCCUGUUUAAUUAUAUUCACUCUCUGACAGACAAGAAAAAGUCUCCUGUGGAAUCAGGGCAGGAAGAGACUGUUGGGGACACACCAAAUCUAAUGGAGCAUCUUCUAGCUCAUAAUAUUGCUGUGUGUAAAAUGAGCCAGGAAUCCACGAAUACUGGUGGGAACUUAGCCAGUGAGGCUUUAGAAGAAGGUGAGGAAUUCUGUAUAGUUCUUACAGUUGAACGUUGGUGUUCCAGUAAAAGAAGACUGAUUAACGGUACUUUUUUUUGUUCUUGUCGUCAGUUUUGGUGCUAAAACGGUUACUAGUGAAGAAUAUACGCCUUAGUUUGGAUGCAGAUUCACUGUCAUUUAUAGAGUUAAACUCUGCCAAAGGGGAGGAGCUUGCACCGGCGGAAUCGACCACCAAUGGUAAUGAUGAGGACUCUUCAAGAGACACUGGAGAGAAUGGUGAGUUUUUACAAAUUCAGCCUAAAAAUUAUCGGACUGAUUGUCCACAGUGCGUUAAAUAGGUACAACUCAUAAUUAUUUAUAGAGAUAUUCUAUGUACCUAAACAAUCAUACUAACUUGUACAAUUUGUUUCAUAUUCCUCCAACCCCACCAUGAAUAUGCACUGCAAGCCUGGUGUUCCCAUUACAAACCAAAAAUCAUUGUGCUCUGAGAAUAACGACUAAAAUACCAGACACCGCCAUUGCAAUACAGGAGUAUUCAUGUUUUAGAAAUGACAGAGCAAAGAGAGGAGGAGGCAUUGUUAUUUAUGUUGACAAUUCCAUAAAGUUUACCCCUUUACAAAACCUUAGUCCUCCUGCCACCUUUGAUUUCCUUUCUGGCACAAUUGAGUUCCCGUGCAGUAAAUCAAUCAUUGUUGCAGGAAUCUACCGCCCACCUAGCUCCUCUGUGCAUUCCCUUUCUGACAUAGCCCAUCUCCUUAGUGAAACCAUAGCUCAAAACCCUAAAAGUGAAUUGUUGGUCUUAUUGAGAUAUUGAUUGGCUGAAUCCUAAAAAUAAUAGUUUUUGCACGCUGUUUAAGACUUUGCAGCAAACGCAAUUACUCUCCUCCCCAACUCUCAUAAACAUUAAAAGCCAUAACCAUACCCUGCUAGAUUGGAUUCUCUCCACUUCUCCUGAUCGAAUCCAGGAGGCCGGUGUUCUCCCAAACACUUUCAGUGAUCACUAUUUAGUGUACUGCGUGCGCAAAAUAAAGGCUAUUAAAUCCUCUCCCAAGGUUAAAAUAAAUAGGUCCUUCAAAAAUUUUAAUCUCGAAGCCUUUCUUAAUGACAUCAAGAACCUCCCAUGGCACAGAUUAAACAUUAUCCCAGAUCUAGACUGUGCUGUUGAAUUCUUUCAGUCUGAACUCCUACAAAUUUGGAAUUUGCAUGCCCCGCUGCGUAAGGUGAGGGUAAAAGGAGCACAUAUGAACUGGAUCACAGCUGACGUCAUCCAAAUGUACCAGUUUCGUGAUUCUUUGUGGUCAAAGUUUAAGCGUACUGGCUCUAAGAAUGAUCACUGUGCAUAUAGACAAUGGCGAAAUAUAUGCACAAAACAGACAAAAUUGGCCAAGGCCCAAUAUUUCUAUGAAAAUCUGAACAAUAACAUCUCAAACCCUAGAAACUUUUGGAAAGUCAUAAAUAAACUACAAACUCCCCCAAUCCACUCCCAACCCUCCACUGUCAAAGUGGGUAACCAAACCCUGCAACUUCCCUUAGAUGUAGCAAAUGCCUUUAACAAUUAUUUUGUCGGAUGCUCUACUGCCCUGAUUGCCAAGCUAAUAAAUGACACGCAUCCUGAAACUACAAAUGUGGAUCAGGUCCCACUAAAUUUGCAAAGGCCCAAUAUAGACAAGUUCAUUUUUAGACCUGUACCUGUUAGUGUCAUUAAAAAACAUCUUGAUAAUCUAAAAAUGAAAAACCAAUCCGAACCUGAUCAAAUCCCAGCAAUGCUGUUGAAGCUCAGUGCGCCGGCAAUUGCUAAACCUGUCGCAACUCUAAUUAACGAAUCCUUGGUGUCUGGAUACAUACCCAAACUUUGGAAGACUGCGAGAGUAGUGCCUAUCCAUAAAAGUGGUGACACUACUUUGGUUUCUAACUAUCGCCCAAUAUCAUUGCUCCCGGUAUUGUCAAAAAUCUUUGAAAAAUGUGUCCAUACGCAACUAUGCGAGUACUACCAACAAUUAAACUAUCUGACCCCUGAUCAAUCUGGCUUUUGCCAGAAUCACUCCACUACAACUGCCCUCCUCAAAGUUUGCAAUGAUAUCCAAACUGGCAUGGAACAAGGAGACCUAACUGGAGCUAUUUUCCUUGAUUUUGCUAAGGCCUUUGACACAGUAGACCACGAUAUUCUACUGCACAAACUCAAAAACUCAGGUAUUGGUGAUCGUUCGCUAACCUGGUUUCGAUCGUAUGUAUCGGAUCGCUCGCAAUAUGUGUCCAUUUCUGACAGUGACUCCCUCCCUCUCCCAGUCACGUGUGGUGUUCCCCAAGGUUCCAUUCUCGACCCCCUACUAUUUACAUUAUUUAUAAAUGAUCUGCCUAAUGUCUGCAAAUCCUCAAAUGUACACAUGUACGCAGAUGACACAGUAAUCUAUGCGAGCAAAUCCAAUCUACCGCAGCUUGAGGCUGUGUUCCAAGACCUGUUUACAGAGGUAGAAAAGUGUAUCGCAAAAAACAAACUCUUCCUGAACACUGACAAAACUGUCACAAUGAUCUUUGGAACAGUACCUAAAUUACACAAAUUACACAAUUCCCACCUAUCCAUCAAAACAAAUUCAAAUGACACACUGACCGCAGUCCACUCUUUCAAAUACUUGGGUAUGAUAUUAGACCCCAAUCUAUCUUUUGGCCUGCACAUAGAAAAGCUUGCAUCUAAACUUUAUCCAAAAUUAGGUGCCCUGUACAGAAACAAAGCCUGCCUAAGCCCUACAGUAAAGGAAAAGAUUGUACAGCAAAUGCUGAUGCCAAUCAUUGAUUAUGGGGAUGUAGUAUAUGCGUCUGCAUCGCGAUCCCACAUUAAUAAACUCAACACAUUGUAUAACUCGUUCUGCCGAUUUGUGCUACAAUGUAAUUACAGGACCCACCAUUGUGACAUGCUAAAGGAACUAAACUGGCUGUCGCUGGAAUCCAGACGCACUCUUCAUCUUUCCAGACUUGUGUUUAAGAGCUUCUCUGGGAAACUCCCGCCCUACCUGAACAAAAUGCUUUCCGAAGCUGUUCCUACUUCCUAUAAGCUCCGAUCCAGUACCAACACUUUACUUGGUCUACCUCAAUACAAAAAGAAAGCGGCCCGAUCCUCCUUCUCCUACAGAGCAUCGCAAUUGUGGAACAACCUCCCGCACACUUUAAAAUCUUCCCCAAGCCUAAAGUCCUUUAAGAGAUCCCUCUCUACAUACCUCAAAACAGAAUGCACCUAUCAUGGUUGAUUAUAUAUUUCCUACCUGUUCUAUGUUAAAUUUUGUAUUUAUUGUGUAUUAAUAUUGUUUUUGUAUUUUAUUGUACCCUAAUGUAGCAAUGCAAUGAUUUGUAGACCCAGGACAUACUUGAAAACGAGAGAAAUCUCAGUGUAUCUUUCCUGGUAAAAUAUUUUAUAAAUAAAUAAAUAAUAAACACAACUCAUGUUACAUGUACACAGAAUAUGUUAUCUUAUGUUUAUUAUUGAGUGGCUUAAUAUCUUUUUCUUUAUGCAAGAUUAGCAAAGUUUUUUGUGCUCAUUAAUUCUCCAUUAGAAAGAUAUUAUAGACCAUGAUUUGGCUUGAAGAUCUCAGUUGCGUCCCUCGUUUUAAGGAGAAAAGGAAUUUUGGAAACCUUGGUAGAGAGAACUAUUCAGAAAUUUGAAUUUUGAUGGGUCUAAUGAAUUUUUAAGUAAAAAGUCCCAUUUACAUUUGCAGUUCUGAGUUUGACCUGUAGAGGGCAGUAAGUGUAUAUGUAAUUUAAUAUGGAAUUUUAUGGUUAUGUAUUUUUGUGUUUUUUCCCAUGGAUAGGUGCUGAACUGAGCAGAGAAAGUCAACUAGAUGGUGGGGACUCUUUAUGUGCACCCAUUGUACUUUCUCAGGAACAAUCUGAGGAAGUUAGAAGACACAUCCAAGUGCUAGAGCAAAGGGUCCAACAGCUCAAGGUUAGUGAGUAAAGAAUGGCCCUGUGAUCGCCCCCCACCAUGUUCCUCCAGUUUGUAUGAAAUCAUGUAAUUGUUUUUCAUUAUUGCUUCUGCUAUCUCCCAUUAUAUGUCUUUCUUCCACUUUCUAGAUGAUAGAAGAGGACUAUAACCAUCUGCAGAGGACAAUUGCCAAAUUUACUGUGUCUCAGAGCAGUUUCACAUGAGACAGGUAAUGUACAUGUGGAACAGGGAGGUGAACAGUUUGACCUGGUGCUUGCUGUGUAUGUGAGAAAAUCUCAUGGACCUGGGCUAGGUGAGAGUGUCACAUUGUGAGCUGGCCCAGGAGUGGAGUGUCACAGCGCGUGCUGACCCUGGUAGAGAGUGUCACAGCGCGUGCUGACCCCGGUAGAGAGUGUCACAGCGCGUGCUGACCCCGGUAGAGAGUGUCACAGCGCGUGCUGACCCCGGUAGAGAGUGUCACAGCGCGUGCUGACCCCAGUGGAGAGUGUCACAGCGCGUGCUGACCCCAGUGGAGAGUGUCACAGCGCGUGCUGACCCCAGUGGAGAGUGUCACAGCGCGUGCUGACCCGGGCGGAGAGUGUCACAGCGUGUGCUGACCCGGGCGGAGAGUGUCACUGCGCGUGCUGACCUGGGCUGAGAGUGUCACUGCACUGCGCGUGCUGACCCGGGUGGAUAGUGUCACUGCGCAUGCUGACCCGGGCGGAGAGUGUCACAGCGCGUGCUGACCCGGGCGGAGAGUAUCACAGCGCGUGCUGACCCAGGUGCAGAGUGUCAGCGCGUGCUGACCCAGGCGGAGAGUGUCACAGCGCGUGCUGACCCGGGCGGAGAGUGUCACAGCGCGUGCUGACCCGGGCGGAGAGUGUCACAGCGUGUGCUGACCCGGGCGGAGAGUGUCACAGCGCGUGCUGACCCAGGUGCAGAGUGUCACAGCCCGUGCUGACCCGGCCGGAGAGUGUCACAGCCCGUGCUGACCCGGCCGGAGAGUGUCACAGCCCGUGCUGACCCGGCCGGAGAGUGUCACAGCCCGUGCUGACCCGGCCGGAGAGUGUCACAGCCCGUGCUGACCCGGCCGGAGAGUGUCACAGCGCGUGCUGACCUGGGCGGAGAGUGUCACUGCGUGUGCUGGCGCUUGCUGGCCCAGGUGGAGAGUGUCACUGCGUGUGCUGGCCCAGGUGCAGAGUGUCACUGCGCGUGCUGACCCGGGCAGAGAGUGUCACAGCACUGGUCUGGAUGUAAAAUGGCACUGGGAAUGCUGUACUAGGGAGUGGAUUGGGAUAGUGUUGGCCAGAUGCUGUGCUGAGUGUGGAACGUCACUGUGUGAUUGAUCCACAAAGGUUUAAGUUUCAGAUGCCUUGGAAGGAAAACAAAUGGUGAAAGCAUAAGGUUUAAGUAUUCAUCUACUUGGGAACAUUUCUGUUUUAUUUUUGUGUGUGUGUGUGUUGUGCUUUUGUGUUUGUGCUCACAUAGAAUUCAGCAGAGAGUGCCCAUGGCACCUUGAUAUUGGUACCUUACAGCAUAUUCAUUUUGCUUGUUCCACAGGUUUUCUCCAUUUCCUUGAUGUGCCAAUCCCUGACGCAUUCAUCCGCAGGUUGCCCCUCUCAUCAACCAAAACCUUUCUGACUGUAUCCUACUACCUAACAAAUAGGCAUCCCCACAGGGUGCUGUAACAGGGGAUGAAGCGGAGAAUGGUGGUAUUACCUACCCAAUGAACUGCCAGCUGUUUUAUUAUAGGAUGGGUGACCAUUCACUGUUUAUUACAGGAGAAAACUCCAUUCUAGAUAUCAAAUGCCACAAAAGUGCCUUAUUGCUUCUUUUUUUUUUUAAUAUAUGGGUUUUUUUUCAGGGACUGUUGGGGGAGGGGGGCUGCUGAAUUCUCUAUAUAUUAUGUAAUCUGUUUUUAAAUAUAUAUAUAUAUAUAAUUAUCAGAUAUAGAGAUUCUUAUCCUAGCUGUACAGUAAAAUGAUGACAAGCUUGUAUGAAUGAAUAAAUAUGUGAUUCUUUCUAGGCCCCUUUAUCAGUUGGGUUAAUGAAUAAUCCUGAUAUCCUCACCCUAUUUAAGGCUCUGAUUUUUUUUUUUUUUUCUAUCCCUCCUGGGUUUCAAGAGGGAGUGCGGUACCUACAAAGAGACUGGCACCUGGAUCAGGUUGGGAUGUGUAAAAUUAAGGGAUUCAGAAAAGAGUGAUGAGAUGAGGCUAAGCUGAUAACUUAGAUUUAAGUUGGUAUCUUCACAUACUGGAGUCUGUGGGAAGAAGGUUAAUAGUGCAUUAGACCCACGUCAAAAUACUUUUGUAUUAUUGUUAGCUAGGGAUAUUCCGCAGGAUGUGUCCUGAUUGCCUCUGUAUUAGGAAUGAGUUUUUCGUGUCUUUGUGUGGACGUUGAAGUACCUGUCUGUCUGUGUCUGAGUGAGCUUUGAGUAUUAAGAGUAAAUAUUCCAGCUAUCUGUGCACUAGUUACGAGUGAGUGGUAGGAUUAAGGAUGAGCGAUAUGUCAGUGUGUGAGUAGAAGAUCAAGUGUUUUUGAUCAACUGUCUAUAUACUAGCAGCGAAUUUGAGCUGUUUCCCUACAGUUGUGUUGUGGGAUCUAAUUUGAUGGACCCAAUUCAUUUCGAAUUAAGAUCGUAAAAGUUACGUGUUUGCUACUGGCAUAAGAUAUAAGGUCACAGUAUGUUUAUCAUGAAGAGAUCUGCAGGGAUCAUUCAUUUACGGGUCCCACCUGAUCCAGGAAACCAUUCAUUGCCAUCUCACUGCUUCCAAAAGGCCCACCACAUCUACUCAGAGUCAAACCGACAACUUAUGGUGGAGGUAAAAAAGUAUAGAGUAUCUGUACUGUCACUGUAUAGAGAGCUGCAAAUAGGGAGAUUUAUUGUAUGUGCAUAUUGUGCACCCACAUACAUACAGGGCUGGAAAUGCUAUUAAGUGUUAGAAAAUAAAGAACAUCUCUAUUGUAUUCAAAGAUGUGGGGAUUUCGUGUCCUGGAUCUAUGUAUUUUUCUUAGUCCUAAUUUGUUUAAAAUUCAUCCUUUAUGUUAUUUAAACAAACAAAAAUAUAUAUAUAUAAAUUGAAGCUUUCUUUUUUAUUGGAUGGGUGGUUUUGAAAAAAGGUCAGUGUAUUAUGUCAACAGGGGGAUUUGAAAAGGAAAGGGGGGGGUGGGGGGCUAUUUGUAUUCCAUAUUUUGUUUGUCAAUGUAUGCCAAAGACCAUUGUCUACAACCUAAAAACUGUAAAAGCAACAAAGAAAUAAAGUGUUUUCAGAAUUGACAUUGUGGGAUGGUAAUCCCGUUACAUGCUGUGAUGAGCUUGUUGUGUUGAUACUACAGAUGUUUAUUAUAUGCAACCGUGUAGUCAUCUUUCACAAAGUGGCUCAAGUCGUCUGCACUGGACAACCAUUGCCAACUCAGAAAUGUUUAUGGGACAUAAAAG